This is a messenger RNA of Cinara cedri, 86121 nucleotides long. The record is from the annotation of a GenBank genome assembly. Lineage: Eukaryota; Metazoa; Arthropoda; Insecta; Hemiptera; Aphididae.
UAAUAUUUAUCAUUAUACAUUUUUUUUUUGUUUAUUGAAUGUCUUCAAAACGUUGUUUUCGAUUUGGAUUUUCUAUAAUAAUUUUUUUAUGAUUUGUAUAUUUUUACUCUAGUCUAUUGAGGGUUACCAUUGGGAACGUUGCUGGACAAAACGGAGACAACGGCGGGCGUGCAUGGCUUUAGCCGCUGUACAGACGUCUCCGACCAUUGGGACUUCGUCUCAGAAUUCUGUGAGUAAUUUAAAUAUAAGUCGAUAUAAUCUAAAAAAAUACAUAACGAAUAACAUUCAAGGCAUAUCAACAAUCAGCAAGUUUUAUAAAAAAAAAAAAAACGGAAACCAAUCAAGAUUCUAUUGCUGUGAAGUAUAAAUGAAAUAUAAAAAUAUAUUAUUUUUAAACAAUAAAUACUUAAGCAUUAUGAUUAACUUAUUUUUAAUAUUGUAUUAUUUUGAGAGAAUUAAAAAUUAUCUGAUAAGUUUGAAUUAAUUUGUUUAGUUAUUAGGUAUAUAAGUGGUAGCCAUAGUUACUUCUAAGAAUUACUUUCAAUAUGGUAUGUUUGUUUCAUUCAUAUUUUACCUAAAUAUUCUAUAUUAUUUUAAGUGAUAGGUAGUAUUAUUUAAAUUACAAUUUCUCAAACAAGUUUAUCUAACCUACAACUAACCUAAACUAUACCUACUUAUUAAAUGAUAAAGAUUUAUAGGUAAUUAAUUUUAUAAAAUGCUUUAACAAUAGUUUCAUAGAAUUAUAAUACAAUUUUAUGAGAAAUCAGGUUUCUUAAAUAGGUACAUAUUACAUUUUGUCUAUAAUGAACUAAGUAUUCUGAUUUUGUAUUAAUUGAAUUAAAAAUUAUCAAUUUUUGUUAGUAAUAUAUUUUUAAGAUUAGUUAUGGUUUUCAAAUUUAAAUUUGUAUAAUUUACAAAUUGUCUAAAUUAACAAUUUUUAUAAUAUUGAACCUACAAGUAUCUAACUGAAAAUGGCUACUUAGUUUUGCUCCUUUUUGCUCCAAUGAAUGUUAUUCGUUAUUGUACUAUUAACUAAAUUUAAUUAUUAUGUUAAGUUUGUUGAUUACUCAGUUGAUUACCUCAGUUGAUAUAAAAUUCAUAAGUAAUGAGAUUUUUUAGAGUUGUGUAAACAAAGUUGACCUAGAAUAUUUGAGUAAUUACAAUUUAUACAGCUUUACCAAUUUGGAAUGUUAAAUAAUAGUACUAUUAUUAUUAUGUACAAAUUAUCAUAUUAUACAACUAUAUUAUAUAAGGCUAUCAAUAGGAAGUUUAAAAAUAAAUUACACAUUAAGUACUAAAACACUAUCGCUAAAUAAUUUUGUUUUAACUAUAGGUAGGUGUAUUACCUAAAUAAACACUGAUUAUUAUAUAGUUAAUAAUUCAUGUCCUGUAUAAUAUUUAUAUGAAAAUGGUUUUGUAUUUUACGGUACCUAAUACAUCUACAUAGUAUUUAUAUAUUAUGGUAUAUCAUUUUUAUUAAAAGUGAAGGUAUUAAUUUAUAAAUUAUGAAUUUAUUAAGAUAUAACAUUAUUAUAAUAGGAGUAGAUUGAGUGGCUAGAGGAAUUAGCCUUUUAAAAUCAUCUAUGGCACCCCUAAAACUAUUAAAAAUAAAUAAAUAAUUAUUUUAGUCCCUCCCCUUCAAAAAAAAAUAAAAAAAUUAUUGAUUGAAAUUAGAAUGACGUUAAUGACCUGAAUUGAUUAUUAUGUAUUUUUCUGUGACAAUUUGGUAUACAGAUGUAAAACAAGUGAUGAUCUUUUAUUUUUUUUUAAAUUCAAUCAUAUCUCCAUCUAUAAGGUGUAUACUAGUUAGACAUAUUUUAUAAUUAUUAGAAUAUAAUAAUGUUAUCAAUAACAUGAAAAUAUAAAAAUUAUUUAAAUUUAACAAAAUACUCAUUUAAUAUUACGGUCUGUCGAGUUUUAUAAUGUACCCUACUUGAAAUCUAUUUAUGUGAGUAAAUUGACCGUAUUGGUAGGUAUAUCUAAUUUUUUUUUUGUGUCAUUGUAACUAGUUGGGUUGAAGACAAUUGAUAUUGUUCUUUUUUUUUCCGUUAUAAGUGAUUACAUAAAGUCUGUACUUCAUGAAUUACUUUUUACUUUGAUAGAUAUAGAGAAAACAAAUUGUCAUUUAUAACAAGAAAUAUUCUAUGAACUAUACAUUUUUAUAUUUUUUAUAUCGCAUCUAUAAUAAAUUAAAUUGUAGUAUAUUUUGUAUGUUAAAUUAUUUAAUUAUUACUUAAUUUAACUAUAAUUGGUGUAGUAUUAAAAAUAAUUAUUCAAUUUUUAAUAGCUAGGUAUUUAGAACAAAUUAUUUUAUAUUUAUUUUAUGGUUAGGAGGUUUAACUGUACAAAUUCAAGCUUUUUGUUACCCCUAUCUAAUUUGCGAGAUUGUAGAAAAUUAAUUAAAAAUGAAAACAUUUUUAUUUUUAGAUUUUGAGCAUUCAAAAUUUCUAUAAAGGUGUAUGUUUAUAAAAUAAUAUUUUAGAUUCUCAGUGGUCUUAAGUGCUCUUCAACGAGCAAUGUAUUGAUUUUACAAUGAUGUUUAUUUUUUAUUUUUUAUUAUUUUUUAUGUGAACACUUUUUGUACCAAAAAUUAUACUCUCAUUAUCAUGUAUAGCAUCUUUUUUGAAAUGAAAUUUUCUUUGGGUGGUGUUUUAAAGAGGUAAAUUAUUGAAAUUUUCAUUAAUAUCUGAGAUAAUGAGGAAAACCUUUAGAUUAAGAAAAAUUGAAAGAUUAAAAAGAAAGUUGUCAUAAGCAACCGUUUUUAUUUAUUUUUUGUUAUUAUUUGUAUUAUUUUAAUAUUUUUUAAACAAUCAUUGUUGACAUGGAAACGCACAUUGUUUUAUUAAUUGUACCAUAAUAUGACAUAACACCAUAUAUUGUAUUAUUGACAAAACAAUAUUAUCAACUGAACUCGGCUCAGAAUCGUUUUUUCGUUAGUAAUGGUUUAUCGUUGCUUACAGAUAUACAUUAAAUUCCUGCCUGUAGCCUACCUUCCCAACUUCCCAAUUAGAACAGUGGCUGCACCCAUGUGCGAAGUAUGUUCGUCCUUUUUAUUUAAUUUUGAAUACCACUAUAGUAUAUAUUUGUAAAUCAAUCGAAAAGCAUUCUCGAUUAAAAAGUAAAAAUUGAAAAUUCAUACAUUUUCAAUUGAUAUCGAUAAACUUUCUGUUGAUUAAUAAAAAUCAAUAUCAUUUUCAAUUAAAGACGCUCUUAAUUGAUUCGAGAAUAGGCUCCCAGAAUUGUAUAUAACUGUAAAUAAUAAUAAUUGAUAUACUUAACAUUAUAUUUUGCGCCAAACUGAAUGAAAUAAAACCGAAGUUCUAUCUUUCAGUUUUUAUUAAGAAUUUCGUUUUUAAAUUUUAAUUUUAAUUAAAAUAUAAUAUUUUUAUGUCAAAAUAAUCCUUUAGAUAAUUUCCAUAAUUAGUUUUAUAUCUUUAAUUUUUCUUUGGUCUGCUUUUUUCAACUUUCAUAUGUAUACAAAGUAUGAUUACCAAUCUAGCCCAAUUUUCUAUAACUUUUAAUGCAAAAUAACUAGGUGAACUUUUAUAAGUUUUUACCUGCAAUGUGGGGGGCUGUGAUAGAUCGAGUAGACUAAAAAUGCAAUUUAACAGAAAUUUUAUUAACUUAAGAAAAAUUUAUUUUUAAGUCUGUUGACUGUAUUCUAUUAUUCUAUAGAAGAAUAAUUAAGAAACAAUUAGGUAUUAGAAAACUUUAUUAUUGUUAUUUCUAAACAAGCAUUAAAUAUAAAGUAUAAAUUAACUGUCUAUUAACAUCUUGCAAAAUACUAAAUCAGAAUGAUAAUAAUAAUGCUUUAUUAUCAGUAGCUAUCGAGCUGAUGCCUACUUUUUAAUGGUUUUCUUUUUCGUUCGCGUAUUGCUAAUUAAUUAACUAUACAUAAUAUUAUUGUUUUAGUUUCUAACAAAGUGAAGUUUUUUACUAUGAUUAGUGUUUUGUUUGUGUCUCUAAUCUACUUCUUAAUUAAAAAUGUUGCUCCAAUCUUCGAUAACAGGAGUAGUUUCUAGUAGCAAUUUUUCAAGUUAAUGCUUUGAGGAGGUUAUUUUUCUAUAUUCUAUAUAGUUUUCUAAAUAAUUGGAGAAAAGCUGAAAAAUUUAUGCAAUAACGGUUUCAUGUAUUUUUAGGUUUAAUUUUACGUGAAUUUAAUUUAAUGAAAAGCAAAGAGGGUUGGGUUAUACAAAUCCGGAACGCAAUAAUCUUGAACGUAAUAAUCAGGAGCGUGAGAAUCCGGAAUAUAAAAUCCUAGACUAAAAAUCCGGACUGCAAUUUUCCGAAUUGGGAAAAUUCGGAACGUACCGAAUAUUCCGGGAAAAUAUAAUGGCUUUUAAAAUAUAUUAUAAGUUGGCAGUAAUAGUAUUUUAUAGCUGUGGUCAAUAGUGAUUUGUUUUUUUUGUCAUAGAUAAUAAUAAUAUCUUUAAAAUGUGAUAAACUUAUGUAACGCGAAAGAGAAAAAUUGGGCUGGUGGAAAAUUCGGGAGUAUAGGCAAAAUAGUCGGGGAAAGGUAAACAUUUUGGAACCAAGGGUGGUGAAGAGGGCAAAGAGAAGUCUGGAAUAAACUCAUUGAAAAAACUGAAGAUUUCCAUUUUAAGCGGCCUAUAUACACGUUCAGUCUUCAGUUCAAACUUCACCGAAGACUUAUGUCUUCAGGAAAGUUGGAGUUCGAGAUUGACUACACACUACUCAUAUUUUCUGUCAGUUUAGUUUGAUUACUUCUGUCACAAGCAUGUACGUAAAGUGCACGUGGUCGAAAUUCGAACACGUUCACGGCAACUUAAGAAAUCAGGAAGAACCAGUUCAGUUCAUGCCGUGCUUGGGACCAGGGCUGGAUUUAGACUUUCAGAAUGCCCAGGGCAAAUAUUUUUUGAAAUUCUUAGCGGUAAACAAAUAAAAAUAUCUAAUAUCUAAGUAGUUAAGGAAAAAAUUAAAAAUUUGCAAACUCGCACGUUAUAACUAUCUAGCUAAAAUGUGUUCAUUUCUAGUGUGAAAUACUGCUGUUCAUAUAUUACAAAUUUCAAUAUUCAUUUAAAUAUAGCAAUAUUAUAAUAGUUUUAUUAAACCUUCUUAAUUUUAGGAGUAAAAAUAAGUAUAUUAAUGUCAUAACGUUAUAUUUAUUAAAAUUUUGAAAUCAAAUCUUCGCACUGUUACAUUAAUGAUUUCAAAAUAAAAAAGACGGACAUACUUCGCACAUGGAUGCGGCCAUUGUGGUUGGUGAUAAGUUGGGAAGACAGGACAUAGAGGGGAAAUUAAUUUGUAUCUGUAAGUAACGAUAAACUAUUGCUUACUGAAAACGAUUCUAGGCGCGGUUCAGUUGAUAGUGAUGUUUUGUCAACAAUAUAUACAUCAUAUUAUGGUAUAAUAAUUAAAUAGGUGUUAUAUAUUUUCUUUAAUAAUAUUUGUUUAACAUUGUACCGAUUUUACCUUUUUUCUACGUUUUUCCCGGGUUUUCAUAUUUCCUGACCAGUGGAACGUUUAUACCUAUGUAUUCAAAUAUUUUGUGUUUACUGGAUGCCCCAUUGCCAUUAUGUUGUCUCGUUUGAAAUAAAAAUUGAACGUGUGUAGUCCGCGUCAGGAACGGUAGGAAAUCUUAAGAAGUUUUAGGAAUAAUUAGUUUUUCUUAAUUUUGGAAUACAUUAUAUAAUAAUAUAUUUAAAAUACGAUAUUAUAUACUUUGAUAUUUUACAUUUACUUAGAAUCUAUAUAUUGUACGAGUUUGUAUGAUUAGGUGUAGCUGAAACGUAUUUCCGGAAAGCGUUUCAAUAAUAAACAAAUAUCAUUAUCGAAAUUCUGUUUACAGUCUUUAUAAUUUUGUAUAAAUAGGACGAAACAAAAACUGCGUAACACGUCAACGUAAUGAUAAAUUCUUAUUGAAAUUUGAUAGUUAUUAAGUUUCACUCUUGUGACCGACAACAAAGAUUAUAUUAUUAUUUGUCUUUAUUGUUGUUUUUCGUUUUGUUUUAACACAUAAUAAUCGAUUCAUCGUGUCGGUUCUUUGUUUCUCCUCAUCAAUAUAAGGACUAUUUUCCGGAUUAACAUCACUCGGCGAUAAUUACACAUCGACCGUUAAAAAAUAAAAAAUAAAAUUUUACGUGUAUAAUACUACGGUAACCCACCAAAAAAUGUCCGGAACAAAUUAAAAGACAAUAGAAACGAUAGAAAUAAUCAAUUAGAAACUAGAUUUAUUUCGAAAACGAGUGUAUUGACGAUAUCGUAUUGUUUUCGACGAGUCGCUAGCUGAAAACGAGACGAGCGUCUGCGAUAAAUCGAAACAUCGUUACGAUAUUAUCGUGUACGCGUCGACAGUGCCACCGCUGUCCGUUGACAAAGCGCUGGUGGCGCGGCGGUGGGGAACGUACGGCCUCGGCUGUUCCUGCGAGUCUGCAGCGUGGCGGUACCGGUGCGUCAGUCAGUCGUCUGUGCGACAGCGGUUACGUGCGUUGCGUGUACGCCGAUUGACCCUAACCACGUGUGGUCACGGUGCGUGUGGCAGCUGAUCGUUGGUACGAACUUUGUCGUUACGGAAUUUGAAAAAAAUAAAUAAAUCUGACCGUAUAAGUCUAAAAUUUAUAACCGCCGUUCUUAUUCUGGUUUUUUUUUUUGUGCGAUCUAUUUCGUCGAGAGUAACAGUUCGUUCGCGAUGAAUCUGUCCCAGGCAGUGUCCACCAACGCCGCCGUCUCGGCCGCCCGUAUCCGGACGAGGUGUUGAAUUUCGAGCGGAGUGGACUUUACGGGUACUACUUAUACACGCGUAUAGACUGUUGGUACUGUUUACCGCUACUUUGCGGGUUUUGUGGCGCGCGCGUUAAAAAUACAACACACGCGAUGAUGUUGUACGUGUUGCCGCCCCCGGCGGCCGCCGGUCCGCCGUCGCCGUGGUCCACGAUUCUGUGCGAAGACGGACAACCGUCGUCGGCAUCAGUCGUAAACGGCGCCACGGCCGGUGGCCAGCCACAGCCGACCGCGGUCAACGGCAGUGGCCGGUUGACGUACAAACGGAACGCCAGCAACAACAGACGCGUCAAGGCCUGGCUAAACGCGGUGCAAAAGAACAACCGUCCGCCGCCACGCAGAAAACUUUCCGUGGACGCAACCGCCGCCGCUGCCACCGGUCCCGAGGUACGUCUUCGCGACCCGCCAGCGUCGUUUCUUUUUUUUUUUUGAUUUGUCGGUAGUCCGGUGCGUUACACUAAUUAUUCAAAGACAAAACGUUCACGGGACGAUUAAAUGUUCAAGUCGAUCCGACGAUCCGACGACGGAAUGAAAUUAGAAAUCGUUCCGUUUAUCGACGCGUUUUUCGUGAUCAAUAUAAUAUCAUGUAUUAUAAUUUGUAAUACAUAAAUAAAUUUGAAAUACUAAUUAUAAAAAUAAUUAUUAUCGUCCACGCUGCCCGUUUUCGUAUUGUUUAUAAUAUAUUCCGUUUACUCGGCUCUUGCGUUCUGUUUAUUACAAGAAUAUUAUUGAACUUUAGGAAUAUAUUUAAAUAUAUAUUAUUACAAUAUAUUUUUUUUUUUUGUAAUAACUGACGGUUUAACCAGUUCGUUUCCAAUACGAUAAUGUUAAGUCAUUUUCUAAUUGUUUGGAUAUUUCAUUCGGUGGAUUAUUUUACUUCGGAUUUUUAUUCGUAGAUUGUUUGGCCCAACAGAAAAGCUUUUACAUUUAACACGAGGUUAAUUAUAAGUUGUUCUUAUUGGUAAAAAAAAAUAAAAAAUAAACGUUAUGCUGUAAUAUUUUUAAUGUUUUUUUUUUACGAGCAUUUUAAGUUUAAAUUUUGACAAAAAACCCUUAAAAUCGAGGCAUUUUAAAGCAUGUUUAUUGAGGUUCAUUCUGAAUCGUUUUUUAUCGGUAAUGAUUUAUCCUUUUAUAAUAUAAAUUAAAUAAUUUUAUGUAUCUUACCUUCUUAACUUACCACUUAUAAAAGUGACACACCCAUCAACAAUAUCAGGUCUUUUUUCUUUUUGACAUUUUUGACCAUUUUUCGAUCGUUUUUUUUUGUUUUUAAGAGAUAUGUUUAGAAUUGCCUACGAAUUUGUUCAAUUUCGAACAUAACUUUGUGAUUAAUAAUAUUUUAUUUAUUGUAUAGACCUAAUAUUUGGUGCAGUGGUACCGAUUAUAUAAUUAUUUUUUAAAAAUAUUUAUUAUAAUCACUACUUAUAACAUGAGAUCAGUUUCAAAAUGCACUUCUAUACUAUUUUUUUUCUAUGAACGCAUAAUUUGUUCUGGAUUCGUGUCAUAUGUAAUUCAUAUGUAUAGGUACGUGAAUAUUGAACCUAAUUAUUGAUAACAUUUAAAGUUGAGGGGUAAUACACCUACCUGUUGUCUAUAUUUUGUAGAUAAAUGAAAACAUAUUAUAUUUAAAUAAUAUGUGAACACAAAAUACGCGUUUGUACGGGUUUCAAUAGUUUUUAAGUUAUUAUCAAAAAAAAAAGGUUAAAAAAAAAAUUGUAAAAUUUGUUGAGAGUUCUUUUAGAACUAAAAUAUAUUAUUUCAAUAAAUUAUAAUUUUCAAGAGCACCGUUUUCUCUCAUUCUGAAUAUAAUAACGCUCAUGCCGGAUUGCAUGACAUUUUACAGAACCGAUAAUUUCCUAUCAGUUUUUUAAAAUUAAAACCCAGUUUUGUAAAUUAAUAAAUAUUAUUAUAGAAUAAACAUAGAGUUAUCGAAUCGAUAAGAUGUUGCACUGCUUUGAGUUCUACACAAUUUAGUGAGCUGUUUAACCACACAUAUUCCGUGAAUAAUCAAUUUAUCAUUUAUUUAUUUAUAAUUUUACUUUCACGUAAAAACGGGGUAAAUUUAUUUAUUUACCUAUUUAAUUUAUAUCUAUAAAAUAGAAUUAAAAUGCCAGUUUCAUCAUAAUAUAAUAAUUUUUUCUGAAUUUUUCAAAUGUUGAUUAAUCUCCAAUGCCUAGGUGGUUUGAAUUUUAAAAUUUAAAACAAACCUUAUCACUCUUUAUUCAAACUUCAAACAAAAUUUAUGGAAUUGAAAUUUCAUUUUCGGUUAAUACUUAUUUAUUCAAAUAUUAUAUUACUGUAAUAUUUGAUAUUGAUAAAAUCAUUAAUUAAUAUACAUUAUGCAUGGAUAACACAUUUCUAUUCGAAUAAUAAAAUACAUUCAAAAAACUCAAUCCGGUCAAUUACUGUAAUUGUAUGUAACCAAUAGAUUAUCAGACCAACAGUAUACAGAACUCAUGCAAUCCGGCAUUGUUUAAAACAUUUUGAAAUUAUUGUAACUUAACGAAAAAUAUAUAUGUUUUUCUUAAAUACGCAUCUUGUUGCCUUAUUUAAAAUAUUGCACUCUUUUAAUUGUGUUAUACUCUAAAACCAAAAUUAAAGGACUUCAUGUUUGGUAAGCAUUUUUUUAUCACUGUUUUAACGUUUAGUUUUAUACUGUUUUUCGGACGAAAUAAUAUUAUGUAAAACAAUUUUUUUUAUACAUUUAAGUCGACGAAUAAUUCAAUAGCACUUAAAAAAUUGCUGCAGGGAGUUGGUAUAUAAUCGGUUAUAUGAAGUAUAAAGUCUAUUAAAAUUCAUGAAUUUUGUUAUUUUGGAAAUAUUUCCUCGAGAAAUAAGUUUAAUUUAUUUAUGCUGUGUACCUAUACUAAUAUUAGUAAUAUUAUUUUGCGGUGAUAUAAUAAAAUUCAAAUUAUAUCCAUAUUAAUGCUAUGUUGUAAUCACAAUCACGUAAUCAUUGCUAAUAUAUUUUUAUGGUUAAAUUUAAAAAAAAAAUUACAUUUUUUUUAUUACAUAAGGAUUCUUUUUUAGGCAAUUUUUUAAAAUGUAUAAGUUAGAUAACGAUUGUAUUGGAUGAUUUACAGAAUUAUAUUUAGGCGAAUAUUUUUUUUCAAUUUAAUUUGUUAUAAAAUAUGGAAUUCUAAUUUUGAAAAUUUUAAACUUAGUAAAUAGUAUAGGAAAGUAAAGAUGCAUAUUUAUGUAUCUAUACAAAAUAAUUAAUGUUGUAGUAAAAGUAAAUUUCAACAUCACUAUAGUAAUUUUAACUUCACUUAAAAUCGAUUUUCAUAAUGACGAUUUUCUAUAACACAUAAUAAGGUAUCUUAUAUAAAAAAAAUAUCAACACCAAUUAAUAAUGACAGUUUAAAACAGCUUUUUUAAAUUUAAGAUCGAUCGUUUACUGUGACCAGUGCAUUCAUUCUUAUUAUUAAUGUCUGUAAUUAUUAUAGAUAUGCUUAUUAUGUAUAUAUAUAUAUAUAUAUAUAUAUAUAUUAUAUAUUCUUCUGAACAAUUUUCCACACUGUCAAGUGAAAACGAAAAAUAUAUCAUUUAAAGCUAAUUAAUUUUAAUAGAGAUAUUAUAUCUAUAAUAUAAAUAUAAUGCUGACAGCUAUCGUGGUAAAGUUAAUAUUUUGAUCCGUAAUAAUUGAUAUAGAUAUACACAUAUUGCCCAAUACUAUAGCAGUGGUGUACCUUGACCUUUCUUAGAGUGGGGGAAGGGUGAAAUAUAUUUUCCCCUCACUCUUAAAUAAACAAUUUCUUAAAAAAGUAACGUCUCAGCUACAACAAAUUUAUAAAUGAAUACGGUAAUUGGGCUCAUUUAUAUCUAUAAAACGUAACAUUUUAAUGCGUGAAAUAAGAAAUUUGUAUUUAAUUAAUUAUAAUAUUAUACAUUUAUAAUACAGAAUUUAACCUCCGGUUUUUUAUAGAAGAGAAUCUUUCAAUGAUAUCCACUGAUAUACUUGUUUCCUGGUAAAUAUGAAACAGUGCAAACUUUGUGGUGUUAAAAAGUUACUGUUACUUUUCACUGUGUUUCAAUGAGUAGCAGUAACAGUGCUUUUUAGUUUUUACUCAUGCAUAAAGUAGUAGUGAUUUAUCUCACACUGUAAAAUUAUCAAAAAUCACUAUUAGUGAUGUUAUAUUUGUUUAACUGUGAAAAAUAUUUAACACUAUGUUAGUGUAAAAUGUGAAUAAUAUGUAGCGGUGAGCCGAUAUGAUUUUUUUUCUAAUAACCGAUUCGAUAUUUUAAAUCAAAAACUGUGCCAAUAUUGAGAUUAAUUAAACCGUUAUUUUCAUGUUGUAAUAUUAUUAUUGACAUUAAAUGUUUAUUAAAAAUAAAUAUUAAAAAAAAAAAAAUUAAUAAAACAUCAGUUUUGAAAAAUAACCGAUAUCCGAUGUUUAGAUAUCCUCAAUAUCGGCCGUAGUACGAUAUCGGUUUAUGCCACCACUAAUAAUAUGCAACUAUUGCUACUUGCUACCAUUGUUAAUAUGUGUUUAUAUAUUGUUAUAUGGUUGUUUGCUAAUUAACAUUUUUUAUUUUGACAAGUCAAAGUAGCUGCUGUUUGUUGUAAUAGGAAAAAAAAAUUGAUUUUAGAUAGGUAUUAUAAUAUUUAUUAAUUUAUUAUGUUAAUCAUUAUUCAUUAUUUCACAUUUACACAUCUGAUAUCAUGGUUAAAUAGAGUAGUACUCUAUGAAUUAUUAUUGGGAUAUUCUGAUAGGGUGAACGUGGGUCAUUAGUACAUGAAAAAUAAAAAGUAGCAUUUAUAGUAGCAAUUACUGUUCUUUUUACUGUGGUUUUUUUUUUUGUAACAGUAGCAUAUUCACAGUGUGAUAAAUAUUUUUCACAGUUCAACUUCACUAGUGAAAACCCCAAAAGCGAUCCUGGCACAUUUAUUUUGUAACUAUAAAUUAUUGAUAAGAGACAACGGUCGAACUGCCAAAAUGAAAUGAUAACAGUAUCUGACCCAGGUCGACCAUAAAUAACAAACAUAUUUCAUUGUUUAUGGAUCUAACUAUGUUAUCAUACUAUCAACUUUUUCAUGAAAAACAAAUUUCAAAAUUAUAAUAAAAACACUAAAAACAAAUAACAAUGCACACGUCAUAUAAUUAUUCGGUCCAGGGGUCGAUUUGCCUUUCUCCCACAGGUACGCCACUGUACUAUAGUGAUAUGUGUUUUGAAUAUACUACUUAUGUUUAAUAUGUUUAACUUAACGAGGAUGUGAUACCUGCAUAUAUGUGCUGUCUUACAAACAUACGACAUAGCAAAUUUGCAUUCAUCACGGUUAAGUUUGUGUAGUUAGUUUUAAUAUUGGAGUGAAUCAGCCUAUUAUCAAAUUUAAAGGUAAGUUCAUUAUCUGUGCAACCAUUUAGGUUUUUUUUAGUAUUUUAAUUUGAAGCGAGGUAUAAUUAUUAUUAAAUUUUGAUAUUUUACAUACUCUUAAAUCGCUUAAAAAAUUUAAACAUUGAAAAAAUGGUGCACAAGUAAUGACUCAUGGUUUUAUUCUUAAGUUUGAUAAUAGGUCAAUUCAUUGGAAUAUUAAAACUGACAGUUUUGUCAGUUCAGUUAUUAUUUCUGUAUGCAAAUUCGUUAUAUCGUACGCUUGUAAGAAAGAGAGCAUAUUAUGUGGAUAUCAUGUCCUUUUAACUCAAUAUAUAAUUCAUAUUAAUCACUGUAAAAAUAAAAUGUUACCUAUAUUUUUGAAAAUUAAAUUUACUAAAUUAAAUUAAUUAAAUUGUGCUUAAUUAAGUUUUUGUGUUUUACUCCCGCCUAUACGAUUUAUUUUAAAUUAAAGGUUGUGUCGAAUUACUAUUUUUAUCUAUCUCGUCUGUUUAGCAGUGUCCUUCGUUUUAAUAAUAAUUUUUUUGAGUAAUUUUAUACUUAUUUUACAUAGAAACUACGUCUAUAUUAUAAACGGCUUAAGCUAGGUUUUAGUUUUAAUAAUUACUACAAGCGCAAGUGAGAGUCAUAAAAUCUUUUAUUAAGUUUAUUAAAAAUAAGUUUUAUUGACAACUGACGAUUAUUUAGUUUUACGACAUACGUAGUUUAAAACCCCUAUAGUCUUAUAGUAAAUCGAUGUAUGCUAUUGAAAAUUAAUUAGGUACGUAUAUUGUAUACGCUUUCAUUCAUAAAAAUUGUGAUUGUUAUAUAAUAAUUCUCUACUUUAUCAGUUUGUCUAUAGAAUUUUUAGUUACUACUAUAUUUUUUAUAUGCAAAUAAUCUAGUUGGUGUACUUUUUUCACGAAUUUUUAGUUAUCUAUUUUACUGCAUUAUUUUUAUAUCAUGGUUAACAAGUUAACUAUUUUAAGUUAGUUAAUAUUUUGAAAAAAUUACUCAUCGUAUUGUCGACGUAUAUUCCAGGAAUAAUAUAGUACGUGGCUGUUCGUUUAUAAAUACAUUUAUAUUACUCAGCUAGUUUGGUAUAUGUAUUAAAGAGUUUUUAUAUGUUCACUCAUUGUACAAAUUAUUACUUAAUUAUUAACUACCACUACGCAAACCUCCGGGAUAUAAGCUGAUUGUCCAUUUGAACUUGAAACCUUCACCUGCAUUCCUUUAAAAUUGCAGUCAGGGCAAUUUUUAUACGGAUCGUUUUUUCGUACGUGCCUUUUUUUUAAUAUAUAAUUUUAAAACCUCGUAUAUCUAUGUAUAAUUAUUUUUUAAAGUAAAACACCAGGUAAUAGUUAAUAAACAUGUUAGCAUAAUGUAUAUUUCAAGCAAUUUAUUAUUAUGUACUGUUUCUUUUAUAUAGAUGAUGGAAUGAUUGAAUUAUAAUUAUUGUUUUUUCAUUUUAUCGUAUUGGUGGGGGAGGGGGAGAGAGAGAAAGUGAUUUUCUAUACAAAUUUCUACAUGAAUAACGUUGUUGCAGAAAAUUCGUUUGCAUCUUUCGCGUAUAAACUGUGAAAGUAUGAAAAACUCGAAACACUUUCCCUAUAGUUUUUAAAAAUGAUCCCUGUGUGUGUGACACGCAGCUGUUUAAAAUAGAACAUGCAAAAUCGUUUUCGUAAUAUGAUUACUAGUUAUAGACAUUAUUUUUUGUCUACAGUGGUGUUAUUUUCAAGUGAUGGUAGGGAGGAGAGGGUAGAAGAAUUAUUUUCAAAGGGAGCACCCCCGUUGCACCAUUAACAUUAUAAGUACUUAACAAAAAAAUGUAAACUAAAUCUCAAUACAUCAGAAGGGUUAUACAAUUCUUUCAAAAUAAUUAAACGAAAAAAUUCAUUAUCAAUAAUAAUUAGUAAUAAAUGGAUAAAAUGGGGUUAAAAAAAAAAUUGUCGUGUGAGGAUUAUUCCAUUUUAGAUCCGAUUGUUUCGCUUAUUCUAUAUGCUGGUUAUUGUUAUGUCAAUAAUAUUGCAACCAAAAGAAUUAAUGAAAAUAUAUUUGAUAGUCGUAAUUAUUAUAUUAAUUGUACUAUUUAUUAUAAUUUUAUACUCUUAUUGUCAGUAAUAUCGAAUAGUUAAUUAUUAUAAUAUCGCAAGAAUUUGAUGGUUAAAAAAAUAAAAAAUGAAGAAAUAAAAAUAGGUAGACACAUAUUAGUUACAACGUAUUUAUUGGUGGAGCAAUCUUAUACACACGACCGUUAAUAUUCUGGAUAUUAAUUUCAAUUAUCUUCGGUCUCAUUUCAAAACACGUUCCUGUACACAUUCUUUUGUUGCAAUAUAAACAUUAUAUAUUAUUAUAUGUACAAUGUUCAUACAUAGCUAAGAGAAGAUAACUCGACAAAAUUUUUUUUUUUAUUACAUUCGUAAAUUUUGUAAAGUCGUACACAUUUUUAUAAUGAAUUACAUGCGAGUAUAUUACAAUAUCGCGAACGCGGGUUUUUUAAUUAAAUCCAUAUUAUCUUAUUAAAAUACAUUUGAAAUAAUACUAUUGUGAUCGUUAUUUGUACAUCGUUUUAUACAUCUAUUGAACAGAUUUAAGAUUUAAUCGUUAUAAUUAUGGUACUUAUUACACUAUGCGUACUAAUUAAUGUAUUAUAAUUUUUGUUAAAACCUAUAUUUAACAUUUUGUGCAGGUUUAAAAAAAUGUAUGAAACCUUAUUUAGUUUGAUUUCAAUAAGCGAUUUAACGGUUUCAUUUAACUAGGUAAUCAGAAAUCCUACCGUGUAUUGUGCACUUUUUAUUAUUUAUAAAUAGUAACCCAUUUUUAAUUUGUCAUAAUACGUUGCUCAAAGUUAAUUGUAAGUCUAGGUACACCUGUAGGUUCUUACUUUUCGAUAUCGUGAUUGUAUAUAUUUUAUUUUUAUCAUCCAUCUACCAAAUAUUCUAUGUUUUCUAUUAAAAAAAAAAAAAAAAUGGAUUUUACACAACUGGGUUAUUAAAGUAGUAAAUAUAAUGCGUAAUUUGAUAACUUACCUAGCAGGUAUAAUAAUUUAAAAUUAAUUAACUAUAUUUCUUAAAUUGUAUAUAUUAUUGUUAUUAACGAUCGAAUAGAUGAUGAAAUCGAAAUGCUACCUAUUGUUUUAUAAUAGAUUAAAAGUAUCGUAAUGACGUAUUAGGUAUUCAAGGUGUUAUUUUAAGUUUUUGUAUUUGUUUUAUGUUAUAAAUCUCUUCCUUGUACGGACAAUAAAAUAGUUGCAUGUAUCAAUUUUUUUUCGAUUAAUUCCAUAUCUUUAUUAUUAUAUAGGUUUCAACUACGAAUAUUUGUAUUAUUAAUAAACUAAACAUUCAGAUAUGUUUCACAUCCAAACGGAAUAUGAAAUAUAUGUUUUUGUCUUGCUUUAUCCGAUUUUUCGUCUAAAUAUGACUUUUUUCCAGCUAAGUGUUCGGUUCAUUUUUGAUUUAUACCUAUGUAGAUUAACGGCUGUAUAAAAAUCGAAAUAGGUACUUCUAUAUUUUACGAUUUAUUGCUGUUUCAUGUAUAUACGUUAUAAUCAAACAAUUGUACAAUUGAAAUUAAUAAUAAUAAUGCAUUUGUACAUUUGAAGUAGCCUCUUGUCCUCGUUGGAUAAAGAAAUAGAAAUCGGUCACAAAAUUGUAUAAUCGUUAAAUAACACUUAAACUCUGGUGUGAGGUGAAUAUAUAAUAUUAUCUAAACGUUCAGUUUACUUGACUUUUAAUGGAAAUGUUAGAUACUUUGUAUAAUUUAGCAGAAAAAAAUAUAAUAAUAAAUUCAAAUAAUUCGAGUGCCAUGUACAGCAAUAAGCAUUUUUUAAAAACCGCUUAUUUUGAUCUUUUCUGUACUUGUAUAUUUUAGGAGAUGUUUUUGAAUUGAAUAUCGGGGUAAUGAUCAUUUCGAUCGUCUGUUUGGAUGUUAUUUUAUUUCAGUUCUUUAGCAUUUUAAUACUGUUGGUUUUUAGUCAUAUUUUGGUACUUAUUAUUAUAUUUUAACGUGUUUUGUGUUUUUAUAUUUUUGGCCCGUGUCCAACGCUUAUAUAUGCGACCAAAGUAUAAAUUAAAAAAUACGUGACAAAUGUAUAAUGUAUAGCAUCGUACACCGCAUUAAAACUUUUUAUUAAAAUACGACUUGACGUGCCUGAAAUGAUUAUAGCAUAUUUUAAAUAUACGUACUAAUCAAUUACUAUAAUAUUUAUAUAUUAUCAACAAUUAUCAGGUGCCUUUAUUAUGUUUUUAAAAUAAUUAAAAUAUUUCAACAAAACGAACUUAAAUCAUAAUUAAAUCAUUGACUAGUUCGUGAUUCAUUUUUAUUUUUGGUUUUACUACUAUGGAAUGUCUUAUCUAAAUAAUUGUUUUAAAAGUCAUUUUGUUCAUUCGCAUGGCAGCCAUUGGUAAAAUGAAAGUAGAAAUUUGUCUCAAAGAUAUUAAAUGCAUAUUAUUAAUUGUCUAUAUACUAUUAUAAGUGAUUAAAACAAUCAAUAAUGUAUUUAAUAUUUUAAUAGUCAUAUCGUUCGUUUGUUAUAAAGUCUUAAAACAGUAAAUAUUAUGGUACGAUUUUUUUUGAAAUUAACUACGUAAAAUUUCAAAAUUUAAAACUUACUAUAUUCUUGACGAUUUGUAUGCACUAUUUUGAUUAAUGAUAACCUUUUUGUUGAUCAUUUUAAUUUUAGAUUCUGUGAUAAAUAUAACGAUGAAGCUGUUAAAGUUUAACUAUAAUAUGUAGGUUUUUUCGGUUACUAAAGUGCUCCGAUUUUUUCAUAACGUACCUUAAGAUGAGUAGAUUUUUCAUCCAGUGGUACUUUAUUAAAACAAAUGUUUUCAUUUUCUAUGUUGUUGAUUAAAAAAAAAUGACGAUAUGGUUUCAUUUUUAUUGAUUAUAAUGGGUUUUUAAACUCUUAAAUACAUAUAUUGUGAAUAUAAACAUUUUUUUAACCAUAUAUUUUUUUGUUUUUUGGUUAACGUUUAUUAAUAAUAUUAAGGUUAAAUUUAUUUUUUUGGAAAAUUCGUUCUACAUUUAUUAUUUUUUUUGUUAAGAGAUAUUAUACUCAAUUAUAAUAAUUGUAUAAACACGGUUUUGGGAGAUUAAUAUAGGCUACCGGAAGUGUAUAAUUUUUAUUUUUCGUCAGUCAUUUAAAAUCGAUUUUAAAUCCGUUAUUAUUGGGAACCGUUUCAAGCGUAUACCUUUUAUCUUCAUAACUGUUUUCGACUUCCGUUCACGUUUUCUCCAUAGGUAAUUGUUUUCUAUACAGCAAUCGACAAUCGAUUCGCUCUGUCCACAACAUUUUCGGUCAAUUUCGCGUAAUAAUCGUUUGUUUCCUGGGUCAUAUAUUAUCCUAUGCGUUUUGACAUCAAACGGACAUCCGGAGAGAGACAUCGAAGUAAACGCGAUAAAAUGCGUAUGUUUUAUUUUUAAGCCCUAUAAAGCUCCUCAUUUUCACCUGGUAUAUUAAAAAAAAAAAAACUAUUUUAGUCUUAAUGUUGUUAUAUUAUUGUAUAUUUUUGAUUGUAAAAUAACCGAAGAAACCUAUACUUCACAACAAAAUUGUAUUUCCACUUAUGGGUUUACAUUUACAUUAUAUUUCAUCAAGGAGGUUGGAACAUACCUAUAUUUCAUAUAUUUCAUAAAUUUUAGUUCAGUAAGUGGUGGGAUAUUAAAUAUACUUCCCAAUGUCUAAUUUUAGUUUUUCAAGUAUGAAUGAAUGACAAAUUAUCUAGAUUAUUUUGGAAACCAAUUUUCAAUUUUAAGUUUUGAUGACCGGUUCUAAAAUUAAGAUAUUAUUAAUUUUAAAGAUUCCUAGAAAUAACCACAUUAUAAUAUACAAUAAUGUUGGUUAGGUUAAAUUUUAGAAAAAAAAGUAUUUACUUUGUGUAUAUUUGAGCUAAAUUCACUUGCUGAAUUUCCUAUGGCGUCAACAUUGUAUAAACUAUACAAGUUUUUAACUUUGACAAAUUAUAUUUUGCUUAAAAUUUUCUUUAAUAUUUUCAAAUGACAUUACACUAUUUUUCGAAUAAUAUUAAACAAAUACAAUUGAAUAUAAAGAGUAAUUGUUUUAUUAUGAACCAGCAUUUUAUCUUUAAGGAUUUUAAGUGAAUUUGUUUUUUGUUAUUAUUAUUAUUUUUAAUCAUUUUGGAAUCAUUUAAGCCUUAUUUAAAACCAUUUUUAAUUUUUUACCCUUGCUCCAUGUAUCUUAAAUAGAUUGUUACAUACUUUUGUUUUUUUAAAAAAGGAACCUCCCUUUUUGAACACGUAUUUAAAUAGAGAAUAUAAAUUAUAAAUAGAGAAUAUUUUUAAAUGUCGGUAACUGUUUAAAUUUUAGACCGGAGGAGUAAAGAAGAGUUAUCAAUUUAUUAUUUAAAAAUAGAUAUACAAUUUAUUACCCUUCCUUACUUCUCCGGUCUAAACUAUUAACUCAUAAACAAUAAAUCUGAUAUUAGUGUUAUGCAUAUCAAAAUUUCUAGACAAAUAUUCUGUAUUCGAAUCUAUGAACAAAAGUAUAUACUUAUUUAAGGUAUAUGGAUUAGGGGGGGGGAAAUUGAAAAUGUUUUUAAAAUAAAGCUUAACUGAUUCCAUAAUGAUAAUAGUAAAAAAAAAAACAUAAAUCAAAUUCAAUUAAAAUUCUCCGAGAAAAUUUCUGGUUCAUGAUAAUCAGUCUUUUUUUUUAUGUAUAGAUACAUUACAUACGAAUAGUAUGUAAUACAAUAGUUUAUAUACAAUAAUUGUUAUUAAAAAUAUCGAAAUUCCUGAUUCAUAAAAUGUUAUCACGUUUAGGUCUCGUGAAUCAAUUUUAGUAUUAUUACUUAUAUAUUAUAAUAUAUAAAUAGCUGUAUACGUUUGUUAAUGAAAAAAGAAACAAUUGAAAAAUAUACGCGAUCCCACUAUGUGAUUAUUAUUAUCGAUUAUAUUUUAUCCUCGUCGUAGCAGCACUACAAUAUUAUUAUAAUAUACGUUAUAACAUUGUGGUCUCUGGAUCAUUAUUUCCGCAUGCUCUGUGCCGCCGCAGCAGCAGCAGCAGCAGUAGUAAGCGACCCACAUCCGCGUCUCCCGUUAUUUAUUUCGUAUUUUUAUAGGUGCGAUGGACUCGGUCCUGCAGUGCAGUAGUAUAAUAUAGGCAGUAUAGAUUUGUUAUUGUCGGUCGGUCGUCGCCGCGAUUCACCACAUAUACGCAUAAUAUUAUUCAUUUAUGCUUCGUAUUAUGUAUAGUUUAUAAUAUAUAUAUAUAUAUGAUAUACCUUAUGAAUACGAUUCGCGACACGUCAUGUAAAACCGCAAACUAGACGUCUAUAUAUGUGUAGUACAGUCGACGCACAUUUAAGUCAUAAUUCGUAAUUAGGUAGACCGCUAUAUUUAAGAAAAAAAAAAAACUUGAUAUCAUAGGCCAUGGACGUCCCCAUAAAGUAAUUUUCAGGAGUGGGACGAACUGGGAUCAGAUUUCCAAACGCGCAUUUAAAGAUAUAGAUAGAAGUGUUAUGAAUAUAGGAGAAAAUGUUACAGUUAUGAUUGGCCCAUUCGAUCAAUAAUCAAUGUGAAUGAAUCUAUGCCGUAUGUCAAAGCAUACUUAAUACUUUCAAAGGUGGUUAUAUAUUUCCCUCUUUGCUCUCCCAAUAAAUGCCCAUGUCAUAGGCUACUAUUGUGGAUGGAAAUUUGAAGGGAAAGAGUAUAGGAUAGAUAUAUGUAUGGGUAUCGGAUAUUUUAGAUUCUGAAUAGAAUUUAUUGGUUUUACUAUGAUAUGUGUUUUUUUUUCUAUCUACCUAUCAAUUUAUCUACCAGAAAUCUUGUUUCAAUAAAAAAACCCAAAAGACUUUUUUUGUUGAAUUUUGAAUGUAGACGUUGUAUUAGAAAGGUCAUUUUUUGAUUUUCCAAGAAAUUUUCAUAAUAGGAAAAAACGGAAAAAUAUUUACGGCGCACGGCUACGCAGCGUUAUCAAUUACAUUAUUUAAAACAUUUAUGAUUUAUGUUUUUAAUCAAAAAGAUUUCGUCUCAAAUCAAUAAAUGACGAAAUGCAUCCUACUAUGAAUUCAAAAUACUAUACGAGAAAUCUUCAAUUAAGACUCGAUUAUUUAUAACUUAUAACAAUUAUCUUAUAAACUAUAAGGUAUUUUUUAUUGGUGCGAACAUACGUGAAUACAAUUAUGUUGAUUGAGGAAUCAGUCUCUUCAGUUUUAAGUCAGAAUAAAUAAUAAUUUUAGUAAUUUAUUUAUUUACUGAAAUUAUUAUGAUUAAAUAUUCGAAUAUUACAGAUUUUUCUAUUUGUACGUUUUGUAUAACUUGUCUUAUAAACUCUUCUUUUUGCGUCUUUGUCUCGUUAUAUAAUUUUAGAUUAUUUAGUGUGUAAAAAGAAUAUUAGUUUGAUUUCUAUGUAUAAACGUAUUUUGUAUAUAUUAUCAUUAUUAUUAUUGUAAUAAAUAAUAAACCAUUCAUUUGUUUUAUACAAAAAAAAAAAAUAACGUUUAUCGAUUUUGUUUGCACAAUCGUUAUCGAUAUAUUUUUAUUAAUAAUCGAUAGUUUUGCUUACCUACUAUCGUCGCAUCGCCCCUCGAACGGUAUUGCCAUUUUAAGACAUGACGCCGACGACGACCGUAACGUACGCGUGUGACUGGGACUGGGUUUUUUUGGGCGACUGCGUUUCAUUUCGAUCACUCUGUAUAUUAUAUAUAAAAUGUGUGUGUGUGUGUAUAUAUAUAUACGACACUACGCUUUUUUCGUUUAUGCGUAUUUAUAUUCGCGCUACGUAUACAUAUAUAUAUAUAUACACUGCAGACACACAUAUACCGGGUAUUUGAACUUGAAGGUCUUUGAACGAGAUAUUUUUCACUUUGUAUACGCCAAUUACCGAUUUGUUAUAUUGCGGUGUAAUACGCGUUUUCUUUAUUUAUUAUUAUUAUUCGUUCCAGAUAAAACGAUAUAUUAUUACGACAACGAUAAUUACAAAUUGGGCCGAUUAAAAAAAAUAAAAAACGACGUUCGGUAAUUAUUAUUAUAUGUAUAUUGUUAUCUGCAGGGCGAACAAAGCGUCCCAAAUACGACAAUUAUAUAGCUGGUAUCUAGGUAUAAUACUUAGGCUCUCUCUUCUUAAACCGACUAUUGUUUUUUUUUCCUUACUUAAUCGCUUUUUGUACGAGUUUUUCGAUUAUAUUAUACCUACUUUGUUAACAUUUCUUUAUUAAAUAUUUUAUAAGUAUUGAUGGGUGUAACUAAAUCGGUAACUGAUGUGGUUUUUUUUUUGGUAGUUCGAAGGAGACAAAAUAACAGAAGAUAUUCGCAUAGUAUAAAUUAUAUGUGUAUAUAUUAAUACGAAUUAAACGAUUUUAUUUAGGUAUUCGAUUAGUCAGACGGGUAUUAUGAGAAAUGGCUAAUUAAGUCAAUUUUGGCCAUAUUUGCAUUAAUUUUGUGUGGAAUUUCAAGCUAUGAUGAAUGAUAUUACCACUGUAGUUUACAGAUGAUGUAUAGGUUAAUUGCUAUCAACAUAUCAAAUUAAUGGAUUGAUUUGGUGAUAAGUCUUAUAUGUUUUUUUUUUUUUUUAAUAAAACAAUACCGAGUCAAUAAGCAAAGUUAGACUGAUUAUGUUGAGGUUGGAAGAAAGGAUCAAUCAGAGUGAGCAAUCCUUGAUAAGACACUCAUUAUCUCGGAAAUUAAUAAUUUAUUGUGUAAAUGUAAUUGUAAUAUUGUUUUGUAAAGUUUUAAAACGGUGCAAAUGUAUAAUAUAAUAUCUAGUAUGUGUAGUAUAUAGUGAAUACCUACAAAAAUGUUAAAAUCAUCUAUCGUUUAUUUUUAAAAUUAUUUUUUAGACGUUGAGUUUAAAAAAAUAUAAUAUACGAAUUUUGAUUAUUUUAAGAUUUCAAGUUCUAUUUGUGUGUUUUGCACGGUGAGGGUUGGGAGGAUAGGAGGGGAAAAUAAAUGACACAUUGCUAAAAAAUUUCAGCUGGUUCCAUCAUCUGGGGAUCAUAUAACAAUCUAGUUAAAUCAUUUUAAUAUUAACUAUACCAUUAAUUAUUAUUAAACGUGCAAGUAUUCAGGGUAAAUAAUAUGCAAUUAGUCAAUUUUGUAUUUAUUUAAGUGUAAUUUAUAUUAAAUCAUUUAUUGACGAUUCGGAAACGUACAAGUAUAAUAUUUUAUUAUAAUUUUUUGUUUUUAUCAUAUUAUACAGAAAUCCGUAUAGUUAUUGUCCACGUGUGUCAUUAAUCAUCGUUAUUUUACGAGAAUUUAUAAAUAUUUAAUCUAAAAAAACGUUACUCAUACAAUAAUAAUAUAUAUACGGGGCGUAGUUCCGUGACGUCGUUUGCCAAGUAUACUAUUGAUAGGAUACGACGCGCGACGACGAUGUUCGUACCACCUUGUGCCCAUGGUACGACGGGGUUUUGUAAAUUAAUCGUAUAAUUUCGUCGUUCUUUGUACAUGUUAUAAUAACAAUAUAAAAUAUAUUAUAUUUUAUGCUCGUGAAUAACGUUAUUAUCAUUAUUAUUACUAUCCGAACUUCUCUGUUCGUAUUAUUGGUGUAUAAGUUUUUUGCAUCAUUCGUCGUGUUAACCAUCGAUAAAACUCGAAUAAACGACGACGCCUUUCCCAAGGUCAAUAUGCGUUGUAAUACAAUAAUUAUUCUUAUUAUUGUAAUUAUUUCCUUCUGUCGGUAACAAUAAUGUUUUUCUUUUUCAAAUUCAAUUGAGGAGAAGGCGCACGACUUUGCCGAGUUUUGCGUAAAUAAUAUUGUAACAGGCAAUAAACCUGCGCGUAUUAACAUUACAACAGUAAUAGGAUGACGGUUAUUUAUAUUUUUUUUUGUUAUCACGAACCAGCGAUCAUAAUACUAAAGAUUUCGAGUAAAUUUGAUUUUGAUUUUUUCAGUCACAAAUAAUAUACUUUUACAAUUUGACCGUUAUUCUGUAUAUCGUCAUAUUAUAAACAUAUCAUGUAAACUUUCAAUUUUCAAUAAUAACCGUGUUGUAUCCGAGAAAAAAAAAUAUUUUACCUUUUUUCUAUGAAAAGCAAUGGUUUAUAAGUAAUAUCCGUAGACUACGUAACGUAUUAAUUCAUAUUGUCUAAAGUUAUAUUUAACAUUUAGUAUUUACCAGCGUAUUUUAUUAGAAAAAAAAAAAACAAUAAAUGUUUCUUUUUCUUCCUAUCCCUUUUUUGUCUUACUAAAUGUUGUCUUGAUAUUUUUUUGAUUAAUAGAUCUAUGGUUUGGAUUCCAAAGUAUAGAUUAUUUAAACUUAAGAUAACCCUAUUAGAUAUAUGGCUACUAGGACGGUCAUACCCGGUUCAUACGAUGAUAAUUACUACCCUAAUAGGUAUCAACCAUUACGAUAGUAACAUCACAGAGACUGCGUACAUAUACGAUGAUAAAGUAAAGGAAUAGUAGAAAACAUGAUGAUAAUGUGCGUAUAGUAUGUAGACGUCUAUGAACGUGCCGUCACGACAGUAAAAUAUGACGAUAAUAAUAUUGUGUGUAAGUACACACUCUCACAGUAGUGUAACUAUCGCUUUCAUGCAUGACGUUGUGUUGUGAUAAUGUCCUGUUCACUCGACCAUGGUUCAUGAUAGUAAUUCUUACACGGUUUUAAGUUUUGUAACUAUCACGAUACUGACUAUAUUGUUAUCGCGCGGACCGGGCUCUAGGCGACGAAGAAAGUCACCCUGUAUCGUUGCUUUAUUAUAAACGUCGUCACAAUAUUAUAGGGAACCACAACAAACCAUAAAUUAUAAUAACGCGUUAUUGUGUUUACUUAUUUUAUUAUUAUAAUACCUAGUAUAUUAUAUUGUUGCGUAUGACCACAUCUAUUCGAGACAACGCGACGACUGCGACGGUCCGCGUUCUCUCGGCGCGCAGUUUUGUAUCGGCGCGACCAUAAUAAUAAUUAAUCAAAACGACAAAAAUAAUAUUAUUGUGUUUUAUUUUUUCGGGCGGCCGUGUGAUAAGUCGAACACGAAAAACGUAUCAACAGCAGCAUACGGCAACCGUCGUUGCGUAAUCUCGUGCUUUAUUGUAAAAAAAAAAAAAAAUGUGCGCUGCCGGUGGGUGAUCCGUGUAUGUAUACCACCGUGCGCCGAUAUCGGCAUUAUUAUAAUAAUAAUAAUAUUAUCUAUAAAGCUUUGCCGGCGGCGUGUCGAUUUCGCAACCGCAUUUUUAUAAUAAUAAUAUUUAUGUCUGUAGGUACGCGAUACAAUUACGCAUAAUAAUAUUAUAUUAUCGUAUGGACUGUGAAUUUGUAGUAAAUACAUGUUUUUUGUUUUAAACUUGCACACAGGUUACUUAGUCCUAAUUACGAAUCGCGUAACAAUAAGCAUAUGCUCUCAGUCUUUAAUAGCGUGCGGGUUCAUUUUUCGGCAUUUCAAUUUGGUUGACAAAGAAAGAAAAAAAUAAAAGGUUUUUAGUACACCAAAGUUCAUAGUCCUGUGCGCAUUUUCGUGGGUUGUAAAAAUCAUCACGCGAUCGAUCGACAAAUCGUUCGACCGUUCGCCGCUGCCAUUGCGCGAAGACUAAUACUGUAAACAUAAAAAAAAAAUACGAGUGUGCGUACACGCUAGUGAUGUGAACGCACUGUGCGCGUUAGCAAUAAGGCCCGUGCGAGUUUUUUGAAAUCUCCGAGAGAGACAGUCGCACGCGUGUUGACAACAAUAACAAUGUCCCAUUGAAUCAUCACGUCACUGGGUUCGUGACCGCCAGAGGUCUUCUGUGCACGACCGAAUAGGUACACAAGUACUUGCAUAUGGGUAGCGCGGGCGGUGCCAACGCGCACUUGACUUGUACACGAUUUUGCGACGAUUGGUACCACAUCUCAGCUGGUUUUAUAUGCGACGUUUAUAUCAUCUGCUCCAGUGUCGAUACCAUCACCGUCGUUGUCGUCGUCGGUUCGUUAAUUCCAGGUUGAUUUAUUGCAGUUAUUAUUAUUAUUAUUAUUAUUAAUUUGCCCGCAAUAUUAUGAUAUUUGCAAACGAUGUGCAGAUUUUGGAAGAAGAAAAUACACCCGUGCACCCAAGCUUAAAGGGUGGAUAGAGAUUUCGCGAGAAAAAAUGGAUAGAAAAUCAGUACGCCGAAGAUAAAUUUUUUUGAGUGUAUGUUUGGAAGUAAAAGAAAAAAGAAAUCUAGUAAAGAUAACGAAAAUAACUUCACAGGAAUAGGUAUAACUCAUUGUCAACACAAUAUGUUUCUGCUUUUGUUUUUAAAUUCAUAAACAGUAAUAUUUUACACACCAUAUAGACCUCCAAUGCUUCAUUUAAUUUCAAAUAAUGGAAUGAAAAAGUUAAAAUUUCACUUUUUUACUAACGUAUUAUAAAGUUUGAGAUGGAAAUGUUGAAAACAGAAUUCAAUGCGGCCUGUAGAAAGUAUUCCUCUUCCCACCAAAAAUAAUUGAGUUGCACCUCUCCACGAGGCAUAAGAGUGAUCUUAAUAGGCAUAUUUUGAGCCAAAUAAACGCGCUGGUACAUUACCCCUCAAUGAGGAUUUGUAGUGUAACCGGAUCGGAUACUAAUUAAGAAUUAAUACUAGGGGUAGUCGGGUAUAGCAGGAAAAAUGAGAGCGUGUAAAUUAUUAUGAAAUGGACAUGUUGUGAGAUAACAGAAACGAUGUGAUUGACAAGAAGAUAAGAUUGUAAAUGAAAACCGGGAAAGGAAAACGAGGGUGGCCAAAGAUAAAUUGGCUACAGGAUAUUAUAGGGGAGAUAUGAGGUCAUGACUGCACGAGUAGUAGAUAUGGCGAGUGAAACUAAGACCUACGUUAAAAAAAAUCCAAUCUAACCUAUAUAUUCUGUGUGGAUUGAAGUAACUUUGGUAAACACGAGUAUGUAACGAGUAUUUGACCGUUUCGUUUGAACCUUAGUUUUGCCUAAUAAUAAUGUUCACAACUUACAAUAUUAUUAUACGCCAUUGACAAUGACAUGACCGUUGUAUUAAUUAUGCAUCUAGUUUUGAUUAUAACUUAAUUUAAACUCCGUUCGAUAAAAAGUUCUAUAAUAAUAUAGUAUAUUAGUUUUAAAUCGUUUUAUAUAUACAUGUAACAAACGGUGAAUCAAAGGUAUAGUACCAGUUUUUUUACGCAAUAAUCGAUUUACCUAAUGAUGACAUAAUGAUGUGCCAAAAAUUAGGUUUUUUAUUAUUUUGACAUUUUUUACGUUAUUAUAAAAAUUGUAUAAUAUUAUAACACAGAUAAUUUGUAUUAUUAUUACCAGCUAUUUCUAUUUUAUUAUACUUCAGGUUGUGUAAUAAUGUGCAGUCAUUAAACUCAGUUUACCCGAUAAUGAUAUUUUCUCGUUCGAAAUGUUAUGACAACAUACCUACUUUGUUCUAUUAUUGACAGAAAUGCAUGCAUAAGGAUUUAGAUUCAUAUUAAGUAUUUAUUUCUUCUAAAACUUACUUUUUUUUUACAUUUAACAAAUAAAAUAAAUAGUACAAAUAGUUACAUAAUACAAAUAUUGCAUUUUUUUAUUUUGUUUUUAUUGUCUGUAUAUUAUUAACUGUCAGGUUUUUAUUUCGUUAUCAGCUAUACUGCAGAUGGCCACGCUCCUCAAAGAUUUAUUAGUUUAAACUUCACCAUUUUUAUUAAUCAAUGAUUUGCGAAACACUCUGUAUACGAUUCAAACAGACUAACAUAAAGUCAAAUUUAGACGUAUAAAUAAAUGUACAGUGUUGAAUAGCACUACUAAUGUGUUAUGGCACGCAUAUUAUAACAUCAUCUACCUACUAAAUAUUGACAGUUAUUGUUGAAGAAUACCUAAAUUAAAGCAAAAACUACCAAUGAAAAAUAUUAUAGGCUGCACUAUAGUUACGCGUAUAUAUACCGUAUGUCCCAGAAGUCCCGUGCCACCCUGAUUAUCUUAGUUGAAAAUCAAUUUAUUUAAAUGCGGUUUUCUCAGCAGUAGUCUGUGAGACGAUUUAAAUUUAAUGGUAGACCAAGUUAGAACAGAACAGAUUAAUUUUUUGAUUUAAUGAGAAUAAUAGUUUUUAGUUAACACAAAAAACGAGUCGCAUUUGUUGAAAUAAAUGCCGAUUGUAAAUUGUAAUGUGGUUUUUUUUUUUUUGACAAUCCGCAAAAAUAGAUCUACUCAUUAUUGUAGCUUAUGGUACUAAGGGUACAAAUUAAAAUAAAUAAUAAUACGAUUUAAAACUUAAUCUGCUCUAACUCGGUCAAUUUUCACUCUAUUAAAUUUGUUUUAAAUCGUUAAAAAAAAAAAAAUAUCACCAAAAAAAUGUCUAUCUUAAAAACUUUCAAAACUAAAUUUUAUAAAAAAUGGUUUUUUUUAAAAAAAAAUUUGAAUAUACUAUUAAAUUGGAAUUUUCCCAUAGACUACUGUUGAAAAAAUCGCAUUUAGAUGGAUUGAUUUUCAACGAAGAUAAUCAGGGCGGCACGGGACUUCUGGGACAUACGGUACAAUUUAUAAAUUAUUUAUACAUGUAUGUACAUUAUAUUAUGCACGCUAAUAAACGUACAACUUAUGUCUUCUAUAACACAACUCCAGAAAGUCUACACUCGAAUCCCUCUCCCUUUCAUCGCCACCAUCAGCACAGACCCAUUGCACUAAAACUUAUGAAAAUAAUUAUUUGGUUGUUAAAAUAUUUUUUUUGUGUAUUGAGAUUGUAUCACGGAUUUGCCAAUUUUUAGAACUUUAAUAAGAUAAAUAGGUAAGAAAAAUAGGCAAUAAUAAUGUAUCUGAGGUUUUAAUUUAUGUAUUUUUGUAAGUAUUAAUUGUAUUAGGUAUGUUAAAUAUUUAUGUCAAUUCAGAAAGGUUAACAGCUAGUAUCGCAAAUAAUUUGAUUGUUGAAUGUUUUUUUUUAUAUAAACAUAAAAUAUUAGUUCUCCGAAAACAAAUUGCUCAUGUAAUAAUAAUACAGUUGUUAUGAUUUUUCCUAUUGUGGUCGAUACUGUGUGCAUAUAGAUAUUAUUAUCAUCAUUUUUGCUACUACUUUGCAUCGUGUAGUUUUGUUUUGUUUUCUGUUUCGCUGUCAACCACGGUAAAUAUUGCGGAGAUCAUGGGUCGUCAAAUGUGGCACGUACCAAUGCAGCGGCAGCGGUCAGUGAGUGUGUGGCUUAAUUUUGACACAAUUGUAACCUUUUUUUUGCCUCUCCGUGACCUAGAACCGAGAAAAUCGUUUCGAAAUCGUUUAAAUAACUAUGUAUAAUAAUAUAAUACAAUAUAUUAUAUUUAUUUAUUAUUAUUAUUUUAUUAUCUUUGCUAUAAUAUAGUCUAUACUAUACAACCCCAUUUAUUUUUAACCGUGUUUUGUUGUGGUCGUGCAAGUCGGGGUCGUGACAGUGAAAGUGUCCGUGACUGUAUACUAGUACUAUAUUUAUUAUUGCUGUUGCACACGUACACACACACAUAUACACGUGUGAAUCUUCCUCCUGCAGCCAAAUUAAAUUCACGGAUUUACGUUCAAAUUUUGUAGUUUUGUAGGGCACAGUGUCAUUCGUUGAGUAAUUAAUUUUUUUACGUUAUCCUCACACGACUAUUAAAAUUAUGUGGUUGACGUGUUUGUAAUAUCAUUCGAAUAAAAAUAAAUUAAAAAACUAUUGUCAAUUAUUAGCAUUCAGAGUAUUUCUUACUAUGGGUUGUCCGACUCAGUGUACAAAUGGGAUAACCAGCCCAACCUACUGGUAACAAUGGGUUUUAUAUAGUUUUGGUAAUUUACAAUAAAAUAAUAUAUAGUAUUAGUUGAAAAAAUAGAUGUUAUUACCUAUUUUAGCUAAUCGAGUAUAAUACUCAAGUUAAAAUCAAUUUGCUCGUUCAUAACAAAAUUCGUAUUGAUAUACUUAUAUUACUAGUGAUACUUAUUUAUUUACUUAUCUGGUCUCACGACACUCUUGUCACUUCUCUCAAAUACUAUUUUUAUUUUCAUAUUUACUAUCAAUAAAUAACAAGACAGUUAAUGUUUAUACUCUUAACAUUUUAAUCUUCACAAUAGUUUUAAUGUUCAUAAAUUAAAUUAAAUAUAAAUGAUACAUGAAUUAUUAUUGAAAAUAUUUUAUAUAUCACAGCAGAAGUAGCUGGAAAAUAAUCAAUAACACUGGAAACUUGUAACUCAUCCAAUUAUUAUUUUCAAUACUAAUAAGUAAAAGUGCUUCCAAAAAUCUUGAUUCAUAUUCAUAUUACUUAUUAGCUUUGUGUUUUAUUUUUACAAGCUGUUAUUUGCUAAAAGUUCGUUUUCAAUUAACCUCAGUUAUUGACAAAGUAAGAAAAUCUUGUAUAAAGCACAUAACACACUGUAAGUUAGCAUACAAUUUGCAUGUUUAAAUUAUUCAAAAGUUUAUAAACACAUUUAAGCAAUUUUUCUUAUGUAAGUUAUUUCUGCUGUUGCCUGAAAUAUGAAAUAAACAACAAUUCAGUUAAAAUAUUUUCAAAUAUAUUUUUAAAAAAUGGACUAGUUUAAUUUUUUCUCACAAGAAAUUAUGCAUGCAAAUACUUACCCUUCUAAUCGUCGUCAGUAUUGGCGAUAUUCUCAUCCGAAUUUUGUUUUAAAUAUUUAUGAGCUUAAUAGGCAUUUGUUGCUUUAUGACUCGUUGUCCUUAAAAAGCAAGCGGUUCAGUAGGACUUUUUUCAAGAUCCCACUGGACCAGACUGAGCUCAAAUAUAGUACUAAUACAUUACCGUUACUAAUUGUAUAAUGUUUAGUUUUGAACUUGAAAAUUUCAAUUCGUCAAAAUUAAACUUUAACAGAUUUCCAUUUGUAUUUAUUCGGGUUUGACUUGUGCAAGUUUAAUGAUACAACUUUUUUUUAAACUCGACAAUUUCGUUGAAUUUUUAUCAGCACUUUUAUGCCAGAAUUAAUUAUUAUUCGUUUUCAAUCAACAUACUUGUAAACGAUUCGAUUAUUUUUUUGAAUUGGAAAUUUCAUUAUCGAAAAAUCUCAUUUUUGGAAUUAUGACAAUAUUGGGAAUUAAACCGACGAUGUAUGUUUUAAAUUAAACUUAAUGUAGGUACUCCGAUCGUAUUAAUUAUAAGAAUUAUUUCCUUUUUUUUUACUUUUGAAUUAGUUGUAUUGAAAUAUUAUUCCAUUCGACAAUAUUUUCAAUGAGUCAUAAAACCACAGGUACCUUUAUAGGUUUGUAUACUUGAAUUCUCUGUAAAGAAUGAAUCGUAUACGUUACCCAUGAGCAAUGUAUAUAAUAUGUGUAUAGGUAUAUUGACGAUGGAAUGUGAUAUUCUAACCACAAAAUCUCUGCAGUAGUCAAAUGAUAUCUUUUACGUUGAAUUAAUGAAGUUUAGAUAUAUUAUUGGUAACAUCGAAUGCUAUUAAGUUAAGCAAAAAAAAAAAAAAAAUAUGCUAUGAUAUUAAUAACAAUAAAAUAAACUUGGAAAAAAAUACUUUAGGCUUUAUAGUAAAUGUCUGUUGUUGGUACGCUUAGAUAUGUUAUAUUGUUAUAUGGUAUUACAAUCGUCUGUGCAUCAAUGCUGUUGAUGCGAACAUAGUAAUUAUAAUUGUGUUGAAUGAUGUGACCAGACUAGGUAUACGAGUCGUACAGUAUGAUAUGCAGUGCAAUUGUUUGCAAGUACAUUGAACUUGACCCAUACAUCACACACGCAUGAAAACUACACUUAUAUAAAAUUAUCUAAUAUGACAUGGAGUUUAUCCAUUAUUAACGUCUAUACAGUAAUGAAAAGAUCUAGAACUUUUUUUUUUUAAUAUUAUAAUAUAUGAUCCGGUAAAAUUAUAGCUCAAUAAAUUAUACAUUAUACUCGUAGUAUAGAGUUUUCGUAUCGUUUUUAAUCGUGUUUGAUACAUAAUAACCUUGGAAUUAAGUUAAGUACAAUGCAUAAUGAAAAUAACAGUUUCAUGUAUACGUAUUGCUAUUAUAAUAUAUACUAACGGACACAAAUUUAACAGUAAAUUACUUAUUCGUGCUUAUUUCUCGUAAGACUUGUUUUUCAGAGAUUAUGGGUCAACCUGUAUUUUUUUUCUUUAUAAUUUGUUUAUACUUAACGUGUAUGAAUACAUACUAUUUUAACAUACAUAAUUAAAUUCAUCAACCAGAAAUAUUCUCGAUUAUACAGGUUUUCUAACUAUGUUUUUUUUUUGUUUUUCUUCCAGGAUUCCGGAGCCGGCAGUUCAUUAGACGAAGAUGAACCCGUCAAAACCAAUCGCAGGUAAAACAAAUAUAUAAAUUAGAAUGUUAUUAUAUACUUAAAUGUAUAUCUGAUAAAUCUGUACGCGAAAGGGAUCAAUGACCAUAUGUGUGUGCAUACGUGUGUGAAUAUGUGCGUCCGAAUGGAGUUUUGCCAAAACGGUUAGCUGACAAAUGUCUGUAAUAAUGCGACCUACGGUUAUAAAACUUCUAUAGUGUGUGCGAUAAGUAUACGUAUACGAGUAGUAUUUUUGCUACCAUUUCAUCGAUUUUCUUAACAACUCAAGGAUACCGCCAGCCGGCCUACGCCUUGCACCAAAAAUAAAUCUAAGACUUUCACCCAAAACUGCUGUAACUGCGUCGUCGUUGUCGUCGUCUUUAUUUUAUAGCAAACAAAUUUAGAACGGAACUAAUCGCGCAACGGUCGUUUUCCUUACAAUAGUAUUUUUUUUUUCCAUUAUAUGACCAAAAGGGCCUUGAGAAGUUAUAAUAUGAAAUAUCUAUUGUUCUGUUAUAGAUUUCCUUGUCAUUACAAAGAUAUCACGACCGUAAUGUAAAUAUAAGUAAAAUAUUAGUAUGUAUAUUACUAUCAUAGUAUUUCCCUAUUAUUUUUUUAGUAAAAAAAAAUUGUAGAUUUGUACUAUAAUAUAUUUUCGUUUACUUUAGAUACUGAGCGAACUAACGAAGUAAGGGAUAUAAUGGUUUUACCAUGGCUUGUAUUUUUUAUGUUGCUUUUGUCUUUAAACAAUUUUUCUUUAACAAAUCGUGCUCUUCUCCAAUCAAAAACUUUUUUGUAACAUUUUUAAUCUAGUUGGUGCAUUGGGAAUUAUUUGUUUUUCAUUUUUCUUGUUAUUUUCUUAAUAAAAAUGAAAAACUGGACAUUUUUUGUAUAAUGUUUGAUGAUUUCUGGCUUAUCUUGGCUACAAGGAAAAAAUACCACUGAUAAUACUUUGCUCUGAAUCUUUUUCGUUAGAAGUGGUUUGGUUAGGUAAAUUGGGUACAAAUAUAAAUUAAAUUAUUCUAUAUAUCCUUUUUUCUAACUUCUCUCCUAAAACAAUGGCACACCCAUUGACAGUAUCAGUCUUUUUUUUAUACGAUUUUAUAUAACCAAUAAAAUACUAUAACGCAAUCGUAUCGAAUACUAUUGCGUGUAUUGUAUCACAUACCAACGUAAUAUUAUAAUAUUUUGUCAUCUUUUUAGUUUUAGUUCUAGCUUUUCGUGAUGUCCACAAGGCAUCGAAUAAGGGGGAAAAUUUGUAUGCCAUCUAUAAAAUUACCGAGGAUAAAAUUAACUAUUUCACUUUCUCCUUCACCUAAAGGGUUUCACCUAUGUAAUGUGAAUACUGAAUAGAAAUUAUAAUGUCACAUAGUUAAAUUGAGGAUAUACAAUUAUUAUCGUUAACCUUGGCCGAUAAUCCGUAGGGUUGUAAUAUAUUAUAAUGACACAUUAUAAUUAUUAUCCAACACAUUUUUUUGUACAUACAAACCUAUUUGAUUUCCGUAUUUGUCUGAGGAUGUUCGUUUUUAUAUGUUUUUCGAUAUGUCUAUUUUAAAUUUGUUUUUAUUUUUGGCAUCGUGCCACCGCAUAUUGUGCCCCAAUGUAUUAUAUAGAUGAAUUAUGUAAGAAUAUAUUUUUUGUAGUGAACCGGUAGUUUUUUUCUGUGUGUGAUUUUUUUUAAAACCAAUUUGGAAGUAAUUAUUAUGAGAACUACAUUUCAAUGAUUACAGUACAUUUUUUUUUUUUUUUUUGUAAACAAAUUCUAUACUAGAAAUCUUGCUCCAAUCAAAAACUUUAUAAGGACUUUCUUGUGGCAUUUAUGAACUAGUUGGUACGUUGAGGAAGUCAUUUUUUAAUUUUCCUUGAAGUUUACUUAAUUGAUGGGAAAACUGGCAAUUUUUUUUUCUAAUUUUAUAUUUCUGGGUUACCUUCCAACAAGGGAAAAAUAUAUCUAAUUAUUAUUAGACAUAUUCUCAUUAUCUGUUCUGAAUUGUUUUUAGUUAGAAAUGCUUAGGUUAAAUAGGUUAAGUAUAGAUGCAAAUUAAAUUAUUCUAUAUAUCCUUUCUUCCUACUUUCCUCCCAACAGUGACUCAUCCAUCAGCAGUAUGUGCUUAUUUUUAUUUAAUUUUAAAAUUAUUACUAAAAUUGAACAUAAUAGUAUCGUGUACUUUUAUCGUAUUUCUAUGCCAAGGGUAAUGUUAUAAUAUUUUGUAUUAUUUUAAUUUUCGUGAUGUUCGUAGGGCAUUCAAUAGGAAAUUAAAAAAAAAAAAUUAGUAUUUGUGUUUAUUAUUACUUGUCUAUGUUGUAUAGUUAUCACGGAUAAAAUUAACUAUUUAACUUUCUCAAUAAAAACGGGUUUCACCCGUAUAAAUGUAAUUACAAAUUAUGAUUUAUUAAAGGUAAAUCGAAGAUACACAAUAGUUAGCCGGAAAAUCCGUAGUGUUGUAAUUUAUAAUGAUAAUAUACUUAUAAUAUUAUCUAACAUAUUUUAUUUACAUACAAUGUACCAAUCAAAACGAUUUAAUUUUCGUAUUUGCUCUAUUUGAUGUUUAUUUUUUGUUUUUCGAUCUUAGUCAGAUUAGACUACUUUAAAUUUGUUUUUUUUUUUUUGUUUUGUUUAACGUAUUUUGUAAUGCAAUUAUUUCAAAUUGAAAUACAACACUUGAAAAAUUGCCCUAUUGAUAUAUUUAUCCCUCAACUUGUUACAGUAUAUAACAUACUUAUUACAGUAUAUAGUAUACUUGUUACAUAAUAAUAUUGAAAUUAUAUCUUUGGCCCCGAGGAAUAACAGUUUAAGUCAAAAUUAAGUCAAAGUUUUUUUUGAAGUUUAUAAAUUACAAAGAUAUAGGAACAAAUUUUGGAAAUCAUGAAAAAUGUAUAAUACAUAAUAAUGGAAGAUUAUGGAAAAGAAAUUACGUAAAACGAAAAUUGUAUUUAAAAAAAAUAAAUCCUAAAAAUUGACUUAAGCCCUUCUUUCAUUUGGACUAAAUAUAUAUAUAUCUUAUUUUCUCGUAUAUUUAAUAAUAUUAGUUGACGGUCUUUUUUAUCUACUUGGAUAUAUUGAACUGGUUUUGAUAUCUUAUUUCACAUUUCAGUGUUCUUAGUUUAUACAUAAAUAUAAAGCCGUGAUAUAAACGGUAUAUCCUUAUGCAUUUGUUUUAUGCUUUUUUAUCUUGCGUUUUUCACUGUUGCUUUUUUCCGAUUGCCAUUAUGAGUAUUAAUUAUUAUAGUAGCUGUAUUUUCAAUUUCUUUUUUCCGAUAAUCGAUAUAUUUACAGUUUUAAUCGUUAUUAUAUUACCUAUAUUAUAAUACCUCUAAAACGAUGACGCCAGUAUCACUUGUAAACGGUUCGUUUGAAACGGCGUCCUUGGUCAGUCCAAGGUCUCGAAAUAUCGUUUAGGUCUAAGGAGCAAUAAUGAAGGCGACGGAACGGUGAGUAGUACUCGAUCGGCGAGCUACCGAAUCGAAAAAUUCGCCAUUGUGAAACUAAAUAUAAUGUAUAUUUCGGUCAGAGUCUUUGGGAGUACAUAAUAUUAUUAUUCGCAACAUAUUAUUAUACAUAAUAUUCUUACACACGUGCACUAUACAGCGUAUAUUACCCGCGAAAAUUGACUCCUGUAUCUACUCGUUAUGUAAUUUACCUAGUUGCAUUUUGGUAUAAUAUACAUACAUAUAUUAUCUAUAUUAUUUGUUAUUACCCAUUAUUAUUAUUAUAAUUAUUAAUUACAUGACCGUUUUCUUAUCGAUGAAAAUUAUUCUCUUAAGGGCAUCCGGAGAAAUCUGCGUACUAUUAUUUUUUUCUAUUAAUGCAAUAAGUAAUAACGUGUCACGAUGACGAUUUAUUAAAUAAAUAAUAACAAAAUAACUAACCGCAGUAUAUUAUUAUUAUUAUUAUUAUUAUUGCGCCAUUUUUUUACCUGUCGUUCUGUUUAUUUUAUAAUAAUUAUAAACUGUAGUUUCUGAUCCAUAUUGAAGAAGAACGUAUUUAUUUGUAUUAUUAUAGUAUAUUUUAUUAUAUUGAUAGAUUUAGAACGAAGAUGGGAUUAAAUAAAUAGGCACAGUCAAUUUAUCUAUAUACGUUUUCGAUUAGUAUGAGAGUUUUUAUUUUUUUAUAAAUUGAUAAUUAUACAAUAAUUAUUGACAAUAUUUAUAAUAUUAUUGUGAUUAUUUAUCAAAAACAAAAUAAAUCCUAUUAGUGCCUGGGUGUAUUUAAAAAUAAUAAAAUAAUUGACUUGAUUAAUAAUGUGUAAUUUUAAAUACAAUUUGUUAUAUCUAACUGCAGAUUAUGCAACUCAAUAUUGUCGCAGUCGUAUUUAAACUUUAAACGGUUGUAUUGGUUUUUAAUGUUAUUAUGAUAAUUUGUAUUGCGUAGGUUUUCACCUUAGAACGAUACAUUCUAUAGUUAAAUGUUACCAACGUUUCGUGCGGUUAUAUAAAUCACACUAUCGAUUAGUAUUUGAAUUUUUUUCCUACUUGACAUUUUAGAGAACGGUAUUAUAAUAAAGAAAAUUAUACAUCUAUAUGUUAUAUUUUUUAUUUUUAAGUAUUUUAAUAAAAAUCGUAAAAAUCACGUCAUUAAAAAACAUGCUUAAGGCUCAUCUUAGGUUGUAGUUUUUUCGCUCAGAAUUGUAAAAACUACAUUAUAUUAUGUAUAUUAUCUUCCCAAUUUUUCGCCUACAGCAGUGACACACCCAUCAGUAGUAUCAGCUUUUUUUUUUUUUUUUAUUGAUUUUUGGUUUCCCUUGGUUACAUACGGGUAAAAAAGAAUGAAUUUCAUGGUUGUCAUUGCAAGUCACGUGAAGUGGCUUCGCUAGGGUUGUAGGGACGAGAAAAUAAGUAAACUAAAAUUUUUUUUUAUCGAUUUCUGUUUAUUUUUUUGACGACAUAACAUAAUUUGGCAAGGCAAUGUCGUGUAAUGACAGCUAGUAUAUUAUAAUAAAAAUAAUAUCAUCAUUUUAUAUACAAUUUUUUAAACAAAUUUAUUUACAAUAAAAAUAAAGGAGUAAAUUUGGUAGUAUAAAAACAAUAAUAAAUUAAUAAACCGGUCGUGGGAGGUCAUCUGUUGAUUGAUAGAACCCAUUAAGACAGAAUUCAUUUUUUGUUUAAUUUUGUUUAAUUACUAUAUUUGGAUCAUGUUUAGAGCAAAAAUCUAAUGCAGUAAAUUUUGAAUACUUACUAAUGAAUAUAUCUCUAUUUUCAAAUCUUAAAUCGGCGUAUGUCAAGGGAAUGUUAAAAUUUUUAAAGGAAAACUAUGUGCUGUAUAGUAAAAUAUAAUCAAUCGUAUAAAUAAUAUAAACGAGUUGAAUAUAACAAUUAAAAAAAAAUAUUGUUUUUAGAUGAGUUUAUAAUUUAUUUUUUUUCGAAAAGAAAUCAGGUUUUUAAUAGAAUCUCAUUAAAAGGUUUGUUGGAUUAUAUGUUAUGCAACAUUAAGUAAAAAUCCAGUUUUAUUUUUAUCAUGUUAUUAAUUUACAAGGUGUAAACUUAAAAAUAAGAGCUGAUAAAGCUGAUGAGUGCACCACUGUUAUAGGUGGGAAGUUGGGACGGUAAGAUACUUAAAGUUAUUUAAUUUAUGUCUGAAAGCAACGAUAAACCGUUACUAAAGAAAAAGUAUGAGUGUGAAUUCACUUAAGUGAAGUUCGUUUAUACAUGAUUUGAAAGGGUAAGCUAAAUGAAAUUGGCAAUUUUAAUCAAAAUUUUACCUUAAAACCAUUAUAAAGAAAAAAUGUCAAAACUUUUGUUUGUUCAAACAAUUAUAUCCACAUAGGUUCUACCAAAUAAAAACAAUGUAAAAAAACUAGUAAACAUAAAAUUUCGAUUAAUUACUCAAAAAUCGUCAAAAUGUUGAAAAUUUUACCACGUUUAAAAAACGCAAAUUUGAGUUUUCUGUCAAAAUGUCAAGUUUUCACGAAUAUUUUUUAACUGACUUACAACAAGAAAACAAAAUUUAAAAUAACGGAACCAUAAUUUCUAAAAUCUUUCCCGUUUUCUCUACGUGUUUUUCCAGUUUUACUAAAUUUAUAAAAAAAAAACUACACAGAACAUCAUAAAACGACUUUCUUAAUCUUAAUUAAAAAUUCAACACAAAAGGUGUCUUGUGGUUUUUUGAUUAAAUCAAGAUUUCUGAUAGAAAACAAUUCGUACAAAUUUAAAAUAAUGAAUUAUUAAUUAAUAAAUAUUUAUCCUUUUUAAUUUCACAUCUUUUUUGGGUUAUCCCGAUUAUUAUGAAAACUACUUGGAAAAUUAAAUAAUGACUUAGUUGAAAAGUUGUCGAAAUAACAUCAUAGUAAAACCAAUAGAUCCCUUGCUACGCUCUGAAUCUAAAGUAAUAGUAAUUAUUUAUUAGAGUACUGAGUGAUUAUACUACAGGUAUAUGCAUUACUUGUAUAAGUUUACGAAUUAUCAAGUUUUAUUGAAUAUUUUAAUGUUUACAAUAAAUUGUAAUGUGUUGGUUUCCGUUUUAAUAAUAUAUUGUAAAACAAAAAAAACCGAUUAAAUAUUUUUCAAGAUUUAUUUUUUGUUCUUUUUAAGUCACAUAGUUUUAAGUUUAUAAUCUACAUACAGAUAUUUUGAAUUAACCAAACCUUAUUUCGAGAUUGUAACAAAAAAUGUCUAUACUUGAAGUCUGUUUUAAACAAUGUCGGUUAAUAUUCAAAAUCUUUUCAUAAAUAAAUAUCACUUCUUCAAGUUGAUAAAAAAAAAAAUAUAUAUAAAAAAAAGUACUAAUUAUUAAAAUUCGAAUUUGGUAUCAGUAUAAAUUUAAUAUAUACCAAUUAAUCUUAAUAAAUAUGAUUUUUAAUUCAAAAUGUGACCUACCCAUCGUGACUUUUGCUCUUACCUUUGUUUAUAGCAGAUGUGGUUUUCCUAGUUUCCGUGGUUUCAACGGAAUGGGGUUAGUUGGCCCCCAAUAUAUCUAAUAAGAAAACAAAUUAUUGAACAUAACCUCAAAUAUUCCACCAAAAUAAUAUUGGAAGCAAUAUUGGAAUAUUGCUUCUGCCACUUUCAUUCAUUCGUCCAUGUUGGAUUAUAAACCCCGAUUAGUUAUGUAAAAAUACGUCGGAUAGGACAUAGGUCACAGGGUAAAACUUAUUUUGUUUUUUCCAAGGAUUUUGUUAUCUUACACUUCUGUUAUCACGAUGACAAUUUAUUGCCCAAGUCUUGGUAUUAACUUCCUUGGAUCAGUAUCAGGUUUGGACAAGAUUUUUAUGUUUGGAAAUUGGAUUUCAAUUUUCUAGCUAUUAUUUUUUUUUUCACCCGGAGUAGGAGAGUGUCUUCCUCUUUUCUUUUAAUAUUAUAUUAUUCGACCCCAUGGUACAUAAUUUCCAUAUUGUGUGUAGUCUAACUGGUCAUAACUAAAUAAUAAUAUAAAUAUCACUUAAAUUUGAAUUUUACCUAAAGAAAACACAAUGUAUUACAUUUUAGGUACCUACAUUAAUAUUGUAUGCACGUAUUGUUUAUAUGUAUAUAAGAAUUUUUUUACGAAACACAAAUUAUAAUGAAGACAGCGAGUAAUACUCGUGUCAGGAAUAUUAAAUAAGAAUUUCUACUGUCUAUACAUACUUAAAGGAUUUCCGGACUUAAUUUUUUUUUUGCGUACCAACGUUCGAAUAGCGCAUUUUAUUCAUGUGUAAAUUUAAUGCAUUUUUUUUCGUAUUUUGAUUCCUUUACCUAUUUAUUAUAUAAAAAAAGAAGAACAAUGACAAAUUCGACCCAGUUUUGUUGUUCGGUUAGAUUUCUGUCGUUUAGCUGCACGUCAGUGAGCCGCGGCCGAUCAAUCGGGUCAAACCGCUGUAAUAGCUUUUCGGCUUAUAUAUUGAGUAAUUAUUGUUCUCAACGCUACUAAUUUUUACACAGCUCGGUUGCUGCUAUUUUUACUCGAAAUGUAUUUUUACCGAUAUUCGCAGUGAGUAAUAUAUACAGAAACAGUCACGGUGUAUACAUACGUCGCGCGUCGAUUGCGGUGAAUCCGAUGGGAUUUUUUUUACUUCUGUUGUAGGUAUCCCAUCGCCGCCGUAAUGAUUAUUACUUUCUAUCGGGAAAAUAUAUCGAAUUUCGUUUUUCUGCGGCCUAAACCCUAUGCUAUAUUAUAGCUGCAGGUAGCAAUCGCUUAGCGGAAAAUCAUUUCGUUGUAGUAGUAGUAGUAGGCGUUCGUCGCCAACAGUUGGUAUAUAGGUACGACUUUCACGUUCCAGGGUUGAUCAACAACAAUAGCCGAUGAUAAUUGGCAAAUUUCACUGUGUAUAUUUGUAUUCUCAUUCAUGUGACUGACUACUGGUUUCUAUCAAUAGGUAUUUUACAUUUUGCAUUUCUCUGUAUCUCUCUUUGUACUUAUAUCUAUAAACGUUCUCUGUGCGCUAUAACCGAUUUCCACGGUUGCGCAAUUAACGGCACCAAAAUCGUAUCAUCGUUCAGCGAUAUAAGCCUUCAUCCUCGUCCUAUUCAUUUCAAUCCGACUACAGAGCGCGAGAAGUCGAAUUUGUUUUGUCAUUUAUAAUAAUAUUGUCAACUGCGAAAACACGUGUUUAUUUUGUGCACGCUCGAUAUUUUUCUGCUGCGUGUUUAUACGUACUAUAGCCAAACAACAUCGCAUAAAAAACAAAUUACCUUUAAUUACAGUGUGUAGGCAGGUAAAGGGUAAGAGAAUUUGUCUUUCUCCGUCUUAAAUAUUUUUGAAGCUAAACAUUUCUAAUUUUUAUUAAUAAAAAAAUUAAUAUAAAUGUGCUUUUGUAUACAUUUAAAUAAAUCGUUCUAUAUCGCAGCUAUCGUAUAAUGGAAAUAAGGUACUCGACUCUACGCCACUCGACCGGAAUUUUUUUCUAAUUUUUAAUUUUCACGUAUAUAUAAUGACAAUAAUAAUAAUAAUAUAACAAAUAGCUAUAUGGCCGUUUCCUGUACACGAUGUUCGUCAUUAUUGCUACAUCGGCGUCAUCGUCAGUCAAAUGAAACCAACACGCGGCUACUGUUAUAGGUAUAAUAAUACAUCAACUGAUAAAACGACGAUGACAUAAUAAUUCGUACAAAAAGAUUCAAGUGGGUAAAUUCGGUGUAAUUAGGGAAAACUUCGCGGGUUGCGCAAUAUGACCUAUUGUAUGUCCGCGUCCGAAAACCACUGCGCAUUGACGCCUGUGUGUGACAAAACAAAUUUCUCUUUUCCAUCAGAAAAUACCUUAUAUUAUUAAUUUUAUAAUUUACCGAGUGUAUACCUAUUCUAUGUAUUUUUCGUAUACGGUUCGUAUUAUGAUGAUAACCGUAAUUAUUAUAAUAUUGCCGGAGUUCCUGUUUUGGAUUAUUAUUAGUUUUUCUUAUAGGCAUUUUCUAUAUGCAUGCGUAUGUUCUAUAUUUUAGAUGUCGUGACCACUUCAAUCAUCCAUAGCCUUCACACACACCGUAUUAUACUUACUUUUAAAGGUUUUUUUUUUUUUUUUUUGCAAUGAUUUAUCGUUGAAUUUAAUAUUUACAAUUUAGUCAAUUAUAAAAAUAUACCUUUAUUAGUAAUAACAUUACAUGUUUAUAUACGUAUCGUAAAAUAAUAUUUUUUAUUCGAUUUAAUGCGUAUAAAAGUUCGUGAAUAAUCCGAUUAUUAUUAUUAUUAUUAUUUUUUUUUUGGUUAUAAUGCUUAACGAAAUAUCUUUUUGUGAUAUUUCGUUCGCUUCUAGUUUGUAAGUUUUUUUCUUAUUAGUCACCGCAUGAUGUGUACAAGAGUAGCUAGCUCCUCCAUUCAUCGAAUCUAAUUCUUCAAAGAAUAACGUCAAUUACCGUCAGUUACGCGCGACAAUGCCCCCCCUCUCCCCCGGGUUAAUUAUUAUGAUGUUCAUUGUUUUUAUUCCACAAUCCAAGUACAUUGACCCAAGUCACUAUAUUAUAUUGUAUACUCGUAUAUUAUCGCUGUAUAGUCCGUUAGUUGAAUAUUCUGUUUUUAAUGUCUUGAUCAUUUUAGUUCGUAUAAUACGUGAUUUUGUAUUCAGUCGUAUAUGUUAGACGAUAGUAUACCCUCCUGGUAACCCGUUAAAUUAAGCACAAUGUAUAAUAUUAUUAUGAUAACGAAUUUAUUUCGUGAAAAAUAAAUUUUCUAUACUAGUUACCAAAAUGUGUAACGUUUGGUGUUGCUUUUAGGUGUCUAUACACGUUGGUUUUUUUUAAAAAUUGCAUGUAUGUUCAACGUUUAAUAUAUAUACAAAUUAAAUUUUAUUUUAAUAUAUUAACGUCUUCGAACAGCCACCUGUAGGUAAAUAUUCGUUUAAUGUUGUAACCACGUUCUUUAAAUGUCGAUGUUCGCAGUACAAAACAAAUACUAUAAUCUUUAUCGGCUCGUUAAAAUCGUAUAGGUAGGUAAUAUAAUAUUUUGUAAUUCCGAUAGUUAUUAAUUUCUUACUGAUACGAAUAAAACUAAUUAAUACGGGUAAAAUAUUUUCUAUUAGAUUCUAAGCGAGCUGAUAAUUAUUAAUAAUUGCUGUUGAUUAAACAAUUUUAUAUUGUUUUUAGAUCCUGAGCAAUGCGGGGAAUGUAUUGGUUUUACAAUGAUGUUUUUUUUUUAUAUACUGUGUACAAAAUUUCUACCAGAAAUCUUAUUCCAAUUUUAAAAUAUAGCACUUUUUCUGAAAGAAAAGUGGUACUUUAGAAAGGUGAUUUUCCAAGCAGUUUUCAUAAUAAUUGGAGAAAAAACGAGAAAAUUUACAAAAUAAUGCCUUUUUUAUUAUUUUCCUUUUUUUUAUCUUUUUUAUUAUAAUUCAAUUAAAAAUAUUUGUAAGACUUCAAAUUUGAACAGAUAAACUAAAAUUUGGUUUUUCUAGACGCGGUAAAAUUUUUAAAACAUUUGAUUCAUUAUUGAGCUAUUUAUACACAUAAAAUUACUUUUUUUUACAUAAAUUUUAUUCGGUAGGUACUCUGUAGAUAAAAUGUUUAAACCAAACAAAAAUACUUGAAAAUUUAACAGGAGGUUCAUUUUAAGUAGUACUUAGUAGUCAAUGAGAAAAAUUUGAGUAUUUUUUUUUUUACGAGAAUUUUAAUUUGAAAUUUUGACGAAAAUCAUAAAUAUUACGACGUUUUAAAAUAUAUUCAACCAAACUUCGCUCAGAAUCAUUUUUCGUUAGCAAUGAUUUAUCGUUGCAUACAGAUAUACAUUAAAUUCCCCUGUAUAUUCUAUCUUCUCAAUUUCUCACUUACAACAGUGGCCCACCUAUUAUGUGAAUACUUUCCUCUUUUUUGAUUUUAAAAUGAUUUGGAACAAGCACAACAAAUUUAGUAAGUGUAAUUCGUAGUAUAUUCUACAUGCUUAUUUUUAAUUUUUAUACAGAUGGUUUUUUUUAUGGUUAUUUUUCGGUUAUCAUCGUUUAUGACCAGAUAGUUUUGAAAAAAUAGUCGAUCAUUGGAAUAAAUUAUGUAAUUUACCUCUAUACAAAAAUUGAUAUAAUCUUAUCUUACUAUUAUGUAAAUAUUACAUCUAUUUGUUCGCAAAAAUUUCAAAAACUACUGGACCGAUUUUCAAUUUGUUUUAGUUUUAUAGCUUCCUUAUAUUGAUUCGUCAUGCACAUUUUCAUUUUUAUAUUUUUAAAUAUAAAUACCUUCAUAUAUACCUUCAAAAAUAUCUUCGGAAAUUGUAAAUGCGUUAAAUCGUAUUCACACUCUUGCGAUCACUCAGCAAUCUCGGGUUUGAAUUAUUUUGCAUUUUUAAAUUUUACUAUUUAUUUAUGAGUAUGUUUAAUUUUUUUUUUUCCCGACACUUUCUUUACGUUACUGCGGUAGAUAUUAUAGAAUAAUUUUUAUCUAUGUAAUGCAUAUAUUAUAUUAUAUCAAUUUGAAUCCUUCCUUAGAACAUUGUGUUUUGAUAAUAAUUGUAUUAUGUUAAAACUUUAAUACAUAAUUACUGUAAAUAAAUAUUAAUUCAUAAUUACCUACUCAUAAUGUCUUCCUCAUACAAGAAGGAAUCGAUUUCUGGAUAUCUACCAUUUAAGACCAAGGAAGUUUUUAUGAUAUUUUAAUAGUUUGUAGUGCUUGAAAGUCAAGUUUUCAUUAGAUAAGUGGGCAAUUGAACCUCCAAUAAGUACUUUAUAAACGAAUUGUUCUCAGAAUUAUAGGUAUAUUUAGUUUGAUGGCAAUAGUAAUAUAUAACACACUAAAUCAAAUAUGUAUAAAAAUUAAAUUCUGCAUUCUAAAAUCGUUUUUUUAACCAUUUAAUGAUCUGUAGUUUUUUUUUUUAAAAAUAACUGUUUUCAGUUCAAUUAAUAAUUAGAAAAAUUAGGAAGAAGUAUAGUUUAAAUAUUCUUGAUUAUAUUUUUUAUUACAAUUCUGUUAAAAAUAACAGCAGAGAUCUGAGAAUUCUCGUGUAUUAUCCUUUUUUAAACGUGCUAAAAUUGUCUAUACAUUUUUCGAUUUUUAUGCUAUUUGCUCGUAAAAUCAUUGCAUUUCAAAACAUGUGUAACCGAACUUCGCUCAGAAUCGUUUUUCAAUGAUUUAUCGUUGUGUAUAUAUUCAUUUUAACUAUCAAUAUUUGUACGUAUUUGAUCUCUACAAUUGUGAGACUUAAAUAUAAGCAAUCUGAUGAUUACAGUAAAACUAUAAUGUCCAUGUUGUAGUUAUUUGUUGAAGUUCUAGAAAACUAUAAAUCAGUUAGGUUAAAUAUAUGAGUUGAAAUCGGUAUAUUAUAUAGGUCUUUAAUUUUAAUCUUAAUUUGAUUAAAAUGGUCAUCCAAGUAGUUGAACCUAAUUAUUAUACUUAUUCAAAUCGUUAUAUUGUAUAAUAAUAUCAGAUGUUUAUGUAUAAAAACCUAUAGUUAUCUAUAAUCAUAAACUAGUAAAUAAUUUUACGAUUAUUAAUUUAUGUUUUAUAUUUUACAUCAUUAUCGGUACCUAAUCAACUACCGGAUUAUAUUUGGUGUUUAAUGGUCUUGAUUUGUAUGUUAUAUUUGAUUGUAUAAUCGGUUUUUUUUUAUGUUAACAUUAUAUUAUUUCAUCGGCUAUACAAUAUUAAAAAAAUAUAAAUAAAAUGGUAUAAAAAAAUCUCAACAAUUAUUCUUUGUUCUUUUAUUUUUCUUUUCGUAUAAAUUGUGUGCCUACAUUAUCAUUUCUACCAUUACAACUUUUCAAAGAAUCGGGACUUAUAGUUUACACUGCUUUUUCUUGCGAUGUGUCUUGUACAUUUUAUUUUUUCAACAAGUCGGUUAGUAAUGGCAGCCGGUUAUUAACGACUGCUAAUAAUAAUAAUACCUAUACAUAUUAGAAAAUUUCGUUACAAACUCGUAUCUAUAUAUUUUACGUAUAAGUGAUGGCAUUAAUUCGACUACCUAUACUUAGUUUUUAAUUAAAAUCGUAUAUACCCAAAGCACAUAAUAUUAUAAUGUUAAUUUCUAUUUAAAUAAUAUACUAUACGACUGCAACUCGAUUAGACAAUUUCAAAAUUGCACGCGAGAAAGCUGAAUAGCCUCAGGAUUAGAUAAACAGCGUAUACUAAUACUUUACUGUAAGGUAUAAUAACAUUUGACAUCUCAAAACCUUUUGAUUGCAAUCUUUAGUGUACUUUAUAUAUUUAUAUAUGUAGUAAGUUGUAUCUAAAACGUGUUUAGAUGUUAUCCUAUUUACUACAUUGUGUACUGUAAAUGCGUAAUAUUAUUACUGCAGUUGGUAUAAAAAUACAUAUUAAGUAAAAACUCUAUAUAUACAUAUAUGUUCUUAAAUACUUUUUCCUGAAAAUUGCCAACUGCGUGGUAACCCUAUUCUCGUUAUUUUUAUAUUCUAUUAUCACGUAAUUUUUGUGUUUUGUAUUUGAUUUAUAAUAAAAUUAAUAUAAUACCUAUUACUCUAUACGAGUACGAUACUAGAGAAUCCGUAAAAACGUUCAAUUCCGUGUAUAGGUAUACAUUUUCACGUCGAAUAAAAUAUAAUAGAAAGCGCAAAAAUUAGGAUAAUAUAUACCUCGUUUUUUUUUUUAACCAUUACUAAUUCGUUCGGUAUCAAUAAUUGUUCUUAACCGCUUGAAUAGUUUAGGGAAAUGUAUAAAAAUAUACUAUUAAAAAAAAAACGUCUUCCUACUGAUGCAGCGUAACAAGUAAACAUAAAAAUAUGUUUUCAUCACCCGAUAUCAAAUUAAAAUUUGUGUUAUUAAUGUACGAUAUGAAAAAGGUGAAAUAUUUCUUAUGAGUUAAGACACAAUAUUAUAUUAAUAUUAAAUUAAUUACAAAUUACUAGUCGUGUUUUUAUUUUAAAAAUAAUCUUAAAUUUCUUAAUUAAUUGUUGAAGUUUGUUAGGUAUUAAAAAUAAAUAUUUUAUCAAUUUAGUUUUUUAGUUCGGACAUUUUAUUUUCUUCAAAGAAUAACCAGAAAUACAGUUCUUCAUAAAAAAAAAUUUAGUUUAUUAUAUCACCGCAUAAUCGAAUACAUUUUCCGUUACUUAUAUUGACGACUGCGCUUAAAAUAUUUUAAUUUGAUUAUGAUAUUACGAAUAAACUAUUUGUUUCUAGGCUUUGCUUGUAAACGUAUAAAAUACUUAAUAAUAGGAAAAUCUAUUUAUAAAUCAAUAAAAUAUUUCAAUCGUACCUAUAGUUAAAUUAUCAUAUAGUAAUGAAUUAAGUUUUGUGAUCAAAUUUAAAGACUUUGGCCAUGAUCCAGACGUUUCUAUAUUCCAAAAACUAUUAAUUACAGUUUAUUUACGACGAAUUUUUUGAAUCUAAAAAAAUAUACUCGUAUUUUUUGCGCCAAAUUUACGUACAUAACAGUUUCUGCUUUCGUUGUAGUUGUAUUUUUAGUCUCAUUUCGUUAUUAAAUUUGACUGGACGUUGAAUGUCACUUAAAAUUAUAGUUUUAUAACUACAGAUUUUAGAAAUUAAAUAACAGAUCCAUAUAAUACAAAUCGGUAUUUUUAAGGUUUUGAAAUUAUUUACCCAUUGUACGUUUUUGGUUUGGUUUGUUUUUUUUUUUUUUUUUUUUUAAAAAUUGCUCUGUCAACUUAUUUUGUAGUUUAAUGCGAACAAAUGUACCUAUAUCUACUCAAUAAAAUAAAUAUAGCCGAACAGUUGUUUUUAAUUUUUUAAAUAAAUCAUUAAAGUCAAAAUUAUUUGAACACGUGUGUAAACGGUUCCUCAUGACCCUUAUAUAUAAUAUAAAAGCUGACUAGACAUUCAAUUUUUCAUAUUUGAUUUUGAAGUAGAUAAGUUGUGUAAAAUAAUAAUGUAUAAACGAUUAUUUGCGUUUAUUUUAUGUUUUAUCUUAUAUUGUAUACCACUUACAAUUAUAACUAUCGUAUACGGUUCUAUAGAGCUUUUUAACCUUAACCUAUAAAAUAUUAAUGCCAAAACCUUGUUUAUAAUGCAUUUGGUGAAUUAAAAUUGACGUUAUACUAUAUUAUACUUACCUUAGGCGUCUUGAGCAUUUUUUGUCGUCUCGGAUAUAGUUGGGUCAACUCCAAAAAAAUAUAAAUUAGCCACAAACGACUGUUUAUUUUUGUUAAAUACGAUGAUACGUACUAAUUAAAAACUUUUUCUUUAAUUAUAUUAUGUAUUUAGUGGGGUAGUUGGAAAUAUUAGUUUAAAAUUAAGGCGUGUCAAUAAUGCAUAUUAAACCAUGAUAUACUAUAAUAUACCACUAGGUACUUCACCAGGUCCGUGUUUUGAUAACCGAAUUUGAGGUUAUGUUGUAAUAAUUGAUCAUACCUUAUAAUCAUAUAACUAUUUUAUUACUUAUAUUGUUAUGUCGGAGGAGCAAAACGAAGAAAAAAAAUAUUCGUCCAGAAUAUUAUACAUAUAGCAGUCCUUCAGAAUUUGAUUAUAAUUUUUCUCCACCAUUGCGCACCGCAGCGGUGGCGAUACACAGGGCGAUUAUAUCCCACUAUAAUAACGGAUGCCUCCAUGGCAUCAUAUCCAAACUAGAAUAUUAUGAAAUUUACCACUCUUCCCUUAUAUCUACUCCAGUCGAUGUUUCAAACUGUCAAAAUCAUCAACGGUUUUACACGUACAGGAAAAUAUUUUUAGAAAAAUAUUUCCUUUCAAAUCGCAUAUGUUUACUCGAAUAAUAAUUAUCGUAUCGAUUCAUGAUACAACAAACACUCUGUAUGUCUAUAAUAAUAAUACAUUAACGUCGUAUCGACUGUACAACCGGUUUUAUAUAUUGGGUACCUUAUUUCACUCGGGUGGAAACUAGUUGUGUGUGCUGCCGGGUUAGUCCUUGCCAAUGGUUUUUUUAUUUUUUUGCAAAUAUGUGCCGUAGCAACAAUAUUCUUACACUAAUGAUAACAUAUUAUUAUAUAUUGCAUGCUAUACUUGUAGAAUUGGCCCGUUUUUCACAAAAAUCCGUUACUUAUUACGUUGCCCAUAUAUAAUAUAGUUUACUGAAAUAUAUACCUCUAUAUAAUAUGCAGUGUUCGCGUACGAGUAUUUGUACACUAACUAUAUAGAUGUAGGUAUACAUAAAAUACGCGAAUAAUAAUGAAAAAAAAAAAAUCUUCAAGGGAAUAUAUAGGUACCAAUGGACGUGUCUAUCAAAGCAUUUCAAGCACAGCAUAUUAUACAUCCGUUCCGUAUAGGCGGAGUUUAUUGUCGUGUGUAUAAAUCGUAUGGCUAGGUAUAUGAGUGCCACCUGCUGUGUCCGGUGCUGUGAUGUGUAUAUAAAUGGUCCACACACAACAGGAAAUACUCGAAUGCUGUGCACUGCCGCCGCUCCGGUCUUUUAUGAAUAUAAAAAUAUAUAUAUAUUACAAAUAAAAAAAAAGAAAUAGAAAAGGGGGUUGAUGUAGUGUCGUAUCAUAUACCUAUAUAGAGGAGGAGAUCGGUUUCGUGGGAGCCGAUGAGUAGGUACUUUUAUUAUAUGAAAUAACCCGUUUGGUUUUUAUUUCGUCAAGAAAAAUCGCCAUUAAACUGCAGUGAUAUCUGCCUGAUAGUUGCACUUUAUAAAACAAAUAUAUACCAUCAUGUGUUUGCUAAAAUCUCGUUUUUGCUUGUUUGUUUUCCUGUUUGCGAAUUUUCUCCGAAAAUAGAGACUGUUGUGUUGUGUUAUGUUUAUCUUUUUCCCGCUACUUUUGGACUUGGUUUGUAACUCCCUCUGGUUUAUAAAUAAGCGUAAACUUGGAAAUUAGAGUUGUUUUAUUGGUGAAUUGAAGUGAUAAAAGUUGGGUUGUUUAAUAUUAAUUUUACUUGCAUGUUGUUGCGGGAGAAGAGUGUCACUUUUAAUGCCCCUACAGUCCCCUCUAAAUGAUGUUUCAACUUUUAAUACCCACCCUUAAAUUUUUUAUAAUAGUACCUAUUAGAGUUUUAGUAUAUUAUAAAUUAUAAUAUUAUUAUAGCUUUCGGUUACUUAUAGUUUUACAAAAAAUAUUUUUAAAAUUCAAAAUAGGAGGAGGGAAAUUUGACUGUAGUGCGGAGUUCUGUUGCUCACGAGUGAUGCUUUUUCCCAUGAUUUAUUGUUUUGUAAAAUCGUUUAUUUUAUUAAAACUAAGGAGUACUUACGAUCCUACGAUUUGUUUACAAUAGGUAUACUUAUAUAACACUAUAAAAAUGUUAUUAUCACGCGUAGUAUCAUCGCUGCAGAAAUAUAAGAAAACGAACGAACUAAAAUUAUACGUACCUGAUUUUUUCAUUAUUAUUUUUUAAAAAUCAAUUCAAUAACUAAUAUUAUUGUAAUACAUAUAAUAAUAUUAUACCUUUAUUUGUUUUUUAGUAGUAAUUUGUUAUUAAUCCGUUAUAUUAUAAAAAAAGUUUUUUUAUUUUUUUAUUAACACCGUAAACAAUGAACAAUAUUGAAAAUUGUGUACAGAAAAAUAAUAAUUUUAGAGGAGUAAUAAAAAAAAAUAUAUUUAGUAGGUACCGUAUAUAUUUCUCUGUAUUUAUAUAUAUAUAUAUAUUUUUUUUUUAAUAUAGUAUGCAAAAAUUAAUAAUAUAUAUUCGUUAUUUACAGUUAUGUAUAUAAGAUGCGUUUCGGUUUUCUGUUAGAAUAUUUAAAAAAAAGUAUACGCUGCUGUAUAAUAACCUAUAUAAUAUAAUAAUAUUUUAAAUCAAAACUAUAUUACAUAUUAUAAAAAGUCGGACCUAAUAUUUCGUACCAUUUCGUAUGCCAUUGUUGUAGGUAGGAUGUUUGGAAGAUAUAAUAUAUUAUAGGACGAUUUGGUUUAUAAUAUACUAUACUAAAAGCAAUGAUAAAUCAUUACAAUCAAAAACCGAUUUUGAACGAAGAUCAUUAAACUGGUAUGAUUUUAUAGUAUUAGUAGCGUUUUUCCCCCUAUUACCUUCUGGUAAUCCAGAAAUUAAUAAAAAUAUAAGCGACGUAUUGUCGUUAAUUAUUGUUGUUUUUUUAAAUUUUAUACAUAAAACUAUGGCAAUUUAUAGUAUUUUUUGUUUUUUUUGUUUAAAUAAAGUACCUCCGGAUAGAAAUUCUGCAUUUUUUUAAAAAAUAAUUAAGAGCAUUUUUACUGAUAAAGAAAAGUAGUUUCCGUGAAAAAAAAACUCAAAGAAUGGGAUCUAGGGAGUUGAUUGUCGAGUGUUUUGAAACGAUGUUUUCAAGUAAAGUAUCACUAAGAGAAAAUCUUACAUCUUUCAAUUUAUACUGCGUGAAAAAAUCUAAAAGAAAAAAAAUGUAAUUUUUUUUUAUGAAAAAUCUUUUGUUAAUUAAACCGCAUCAAUGAUCGAUGAUGUUUAAAAUAAAAAAUAUCCACUUACAGUUAUACUUUGCACAUUGUGUAACGCUGUUAGAGUAAUUAUAUAUAAUAUAUAAUAUAUUACAUUAAUUAUGUUCGAAUGUCACAAUCGCCAUCGUAUAUCAUUAUAUUUUUCGUGCGAUUUGUAUAACUAAUAAUUAUAUAUAUAUUAUAUUAAAUAUUCUGUAUUUACUGUAAUGAAAUAUAUAACGUAACAUGCGUACAUUACACUGCGCGUGUAAUGAUGAUAAUAGUAAUAUACGAGUAUAAUUCUGCAGUUUUGAUUGCUUGUCAGGAUAAUAUCUGUGGAAUACAUAUUAUAUAUUUUUUUUUUUCUGUUGCGUCGAAAAUUAUUAUUGUACCACGAUUACGAAAUUUUUACCUACGUAUCGGCAGUUUUGUAAAUUAUAUCCGAGUAAAAGUACUCAAUGUAGUGUUCUAAAUUCUAAUUGUUUUUCAUCAUUGAAUACACCAUAAUAAUUAUAACACUUUUUUGAGAUUAUAUAAGCGAAGCUAAGAAUAUAUUGAUAUUACUAUGACGUGAUUGUUUCGUUUCUGUCUGUAAACGAUUUUUCUGCCAGAAAUCAUACGCCGAUUUUCAAGCAUAGUAUCUUUUCUGAAAGAAAAUUGUGUGUAAAUUUGAACGGUACUGAGAGUGAAAAUUAAUCCAUUUUUUACGAGUUUUUUUUUAUUUAUUUGGAAUAUAAUAAUUGGAUUCGGUGAAUGAUAAUGGUAUACCGAAGAGACAAAAGAAGAAUAGUCUAGUGAAAAUGCAUAUAUAAGUUGGAUAUAUUUGUAUAUAGAGAAGAAAAAUGUAUAAGAACUUAAAAAAUCUAAUCAUUUUCUAAAAAGUUAAAAUGUGUAACUAUUUCUUGUCUUCUUGCCUCCCGAACCUUUUAUUUCGUUUUUAAUUUUCUAUGGAAAUUAAAAUGUAGGUAAUAGAUGUUAUACUGAUGUAUUGGCAUUUGAUGUAUAAUAUUUAAAAUAUUUCUUCAAAACUAUUACUCGUACUCGCAUAGUACACCUCGCGCAGUACGUAUACAGUAAGAUAGGCGUGCGUCUUAUAAUAAUUUACUGAAUUUGUCACGAAAGCAAUCGAUUCGCGAAUGUAAAAAAUAUAGUAUGUACUUUUUUUUAUAUCAAUAAACUCGGUCGUAUGUGUUUGUCGCGGAGAUAAUAUUGUGUGUCCCGCGCCAGUAAUAUACGCAUGUAACAUGAUAUAGGAACUGCACGCAUGGCCUGACGAUCAACAUAUAAUAAUAAUAAUAAUAAUAAUAAUAAUAAUCUAUGCCUGUGUGCGGAUCGAAUUUCUUCUUCUCUAGAUACCUAUAUAUAUUAAGACAUAGGUGUAUUAUGAUGACGAUCGCUGUUCGUGAUUUAAAACUCGGCACCUUCUUCUUAUGUAUAGGUUGCAUCCGACCGCAUUAUUAUCAUUAUGCGUUUGUUAUAAUAUCAUGUACUGUACCAUCAUUUCUUCAUAUCAAUCAUGCACGCACGCACACCAUACACACCCCUCGGACUAAAAAAAAAAAAAUAUAAAAAAACAUACACACGAUGUACUGCUGCUGAGUGUAUAUUAUUAUCAUUAUGGUUAUCUAACGGCAUGAUGGCAUUACGUUAUAAUAAUAUUAUUAUUACGUGUACCUAUGUCCCACAUAAUGAUACAAUUAUUGACGAUUAUCUCACACAAAGGGAUCGAAUGAAAACUCUGUUCAGAAGGAUAUAGAACCGGUCUAAUAAUAAUACAAAUUAUAAUAUGAUUAUACCUAUCUGCAUAAUGAAAGUAGAAGAAAUUUAAAUUUUAUGAUAAAAUAGUCAAUCAAAUAUAUGUGAGAUAGAACAGCGAUGUUGUGAUGGAAUCCGUGGGACAUAUAAAAAGACUAUAGUCGCCCGGUCGAAAAUUGUAGGUGUGUACCUCCUUAAGCGUAUAUUGUUUCCUAUUUUAUCCUAUACACCGUAGUCUUAUAUCCAUCACCAUUUACCCUCGUUUACUUUACACGGCCUCAAAUCUUCCAUGUAUACAUGGAAGAUGUAAAUGGUGAUGGAUAAAGGGCUAUGGUGUGAAGAGUAAAGUAGAAAUAAAUAUACCCUUAAGGAGAUUACACAAUUAGCAUUUUUGACUUGGCGUCCGCCAUGUCUCCUUUUGUAUGCCAUAUAUAAAAUAGCUAUGUUUGUAUAACAUGCUUACAUACUAUGGCGUUAUUAGACGCGUUCGAACGAUAAAAUUUAAACACCCAUAUUACUAUGUUUACAUUCACACGAAGCUCGUCGGCCAAUAUUGAAUAUACACUUCUCUCUUUCUCAAAUUGCAAGAAAAAUAUACUUGUGAUGAAAUAUCAUAACAUUUCAAUAUUUUAAAAACCGAGUAGUUCUCAACAACUGACAAAUUUGUCUAAUCCGUAUUUCAAUUGAAUUAAUAUUUUACAUAAUUUUCGAUACAAAAACGUUUAUUCUCGCUGUUUCUGGCUAUUAACUAGAUAAAAUUUCCUUCCAGAAAAGGUUGAAAAUCAGCAAGAUUUCUGGUAGAAAUUUUGUACACAUGCACUUUAAAAUAAUAUAAAUAAAAAAAAAAAAAGUUGUCCUAGGAUAGUGGGGACGGGUGCAGCCACUGUUGUAAAUGGGAAGUUGGGAAGGUAAAAUACAGAAGGAAGUUUAAUUUAUGUCUGUAAGCAACGAUAAACCAUUGCUAACUAAAAACGAUUCUGAGCGGAGUUAUGUUGAUAGUAAAGCUUUGUCAAUAAUAUAUACGUCAUAUUAUGGUAAAAUAAAUAAAUAGAUUAUAUAUUUUCUUUAAUAAUAUUUUUUUAAUAUUGUACCGAUUUUCCCGUUUUUCCACGUUUUUCCCGGUUUUUUUGAUAACUUCUAAGAAAAUUGAAAAAUGGGUUCCCUUUAGUACUUUCCCUGUCAGAUUUCAUUUUAUAAAAGUGCUAUCAUUGUAAAUUAGAGCAAAAUUGCUGGUAGAAUAGUUGUCCACGUAAAAAAAAUUAACAUCUUUGUAAAACUAAUACAUUCCUUGCUUCGCUCAGAAUCUAAAAUAGUUUCGGUUAUGUUAGUUGAGUAACGAAUUGUCACAUAUAGGUAUGAGCAUGGGCAAUAUCGUAAUAGUAUUUGUUUUCCUGCGCGAUAUGUGUUUGUGAUGUUUCCCACGCGUACCCGACGGUUACGCUUCUAGUGUGUACGGAAAUAAAAAUAGCAUUUUUGAUACCAUCGACGCACGUCUUAUCCCUUAACCACUGCGCCGAAAACGUUCGGUGUCAUAUAAUAUUAUUAAAACGUAAAUUUUUGUACUUUUUUUUUUCAGACUUAGCGAAUGCUAUUUCGCCAAUAAAGGUUCGGCGACGGUGCUGUGUUCGCCCAAGUCGCACCACCAACAGGAGCAGCAGCAACAGCCGCAAUUGCGACGUAAAAGGCAACACCACCAUCAUUCACCGCAUCCGCACAGGCAUCAAUCGUUGUCCGCCCCGGCGUCCAGUUGCAGGCUGUCAGCGGGCGAAGACGAAAUGCAGACCCGCGCCAACGACAUACAGGCACACCUGCAAUCCAUGUUCCACAUACUCAGGCCCGACGAUAGCUUGAACAUGGUACGUUAAAAUUAAAUAAUAUCGAAAAUAUAGUAAUUAACCUGUAAACGUCUUAUGUAUAAAAUUGGAGGUCUGUCUGGAUUGUCGCUGCCCAAAAUUUCAACUCGUAUCGUGAUCAUUACUGGCAUAUAAUAAUCAUAAUAAUACACGAGUACGUUAGGUUAGACAACGUAUAUUCAGAAAACAUAAAAUCGUAUGUAAAAUAUAUAGGUAUAUACUUACUAUUAAUCCUUUUACCUAUCACGAUUUUCCAUACAGUCGCGUACAACCUUCACAAGGUGACGAUCGUGGCUUAUUUUCUUAAACGUGCGGCACAAUGACUGCAAUUUUAAAUGGUCGUUCUACGUCGUAUUAUAUUAUCGUUUGUAUUGUGGUCCACGAAGUUUGAAUUAUAAGUACCUUAUACUUUAUAAUAGUUUCACGCUUGUGUCGAGAAAAGUAUGUAUUAUGCUACACUUUCCUUGUUAAUUGACACGUGUCAUCAUCGUAAUUUGUCUACUGAUAUAAAAUUACAAUGUAGUAGGUUUUAGUAUUUUAUUAGGUAAAAUUUUUUUAACUCGUUUAAAACCGACCGUUUUAUAAAAUAUACCCACCCGUUUUCUGUUUUGUUCUCGAAGGGGGGAGGGUUAUUCUCAAUUAAUCAAUCUAAAACGUUUAUCAAUUGAAAAUAAUGAACACAAAUCAAUCGAAAGUCGUGCGAAAUCAGGGGUGGGCUAACACCAAAUUCAGACAAUUUGUUUUAAAACUAUAAAAUUGACCCUGACAUUGAGAUAAAAUUUUUGUUUAAAGAAUUUUACUUCAAAAUAAUGUUAUUGAUAUUGUACAUAGGUAUGAUUAUUGUAUUAGACUGCGUUAAAGCAGUAUUAUUAGGUAUAAUACUGCUUUAACACAGUUUUUUUCCCCUAAUUAAAAACAGUGGCCCCAAUAUAGAAGGGCCAAAGUCAGGCAUUCUAGUCAUUCCGUCCCUGUUUGGGAAAUCAAUCGAAAAUAAAUGUAUAUCAAAUUUCGAUUUAUUUGAGAACAUAGGCCCGCCAUAAAUAGUUUUAUACAAACUAUCUCGGUCCUAUGUAUUUUAAUCAAGAACAAAAAACUAUUAUUAUUUCAAUGACAGAUUACAAAAUCAUAAAACUAUACUCGUUUUAUUGCAUCGUCUAAGUCCGAUAUACAAGUACCAGUAUUAUUAUAGUAAUGACUAGAUUUGUACUAUUAUUUUUUUUUUCAGAAAUAUUGUGCACACAAUUUUUAGUGUAUUAAAUAAUUUUCAUAUAGUUACUCGAUAUUUAUAAACCAUCAUAGGAAAGUUUUUAAAAAUAUUUGUUCAAUUUUAUUAGAUUUUCCGACGACCCAAAAGGUUAAAUUUAGAUGGUCUUUAGAAAUUUUAUAACACGCGGUGCCCCAUCACAUUAACUGGUGAGAAUGAAUGUUUUAUGGCGUAAAUACCUCAAAAAUAAACCAAAAUUGAAAGGGACGUGUGAGAAUAUCAUAUUGUCGGAUUACCAAGAUUAUAUUGUACGAGUAUAUAGAUAGUAAUUUGAAUACUUAAAAAUAUUAAAUACAAUCUUCGCAGUAAAACUUAAUACUUCGUAAACAUUUUUAUUUUAAAUGACUUUUUGUCUAUAGGUAUAAAGAAGUCGUAAAAAUAAUUUAUUUAAAUUAAAUAGCUAUAUAUAAAAUAAAUACUCGCAUAGUAAAUGAAAAUAAAAUGUAUAGCGCCGUUUAAAAAGUAACUCCUAACAGCGGACGAGGGUCACACGUUUCGCUAGAACAACACGAAGAACAAGUUAUCAAUCACAUUAUAUCAUUUUUAAACUUUUUUUUGUGUCAAACCUUGAAUUUGUAUAGCAUUUUUACCAGUACUCAUAUUUUAUAUUUUAACUUUUUAAUCGAUAUUAUAAAUGCUGACAUAUUAUUAUUUUACUGAUGUCCUUGUAUAAUAUUUCUCGAAAUUCGAUGUAUCUAAUAUUAUUAUGCUCGAAAACGUGUUAGCUACAAUACAAGGAGUAUAACGUCGAUUAUCUACUAUAAUAUGUACCUAUAUAAUAUUAUAUUAAUGUACAAAUUAUAGCCAAUUGUCGAUCAUAAAACUCGUGUAUAACCAACAAUGAAUUACAUUUUGCUGGAAGCAAACACAGCGGUGGCGGUGACCGUUGGGGUCAAAAUAGAGUAUUAUAUUAUUAUCAAAACUGUACACAAGGUCGUUUGACUAACACUAACUAGACCGUCCUGGAUAAUAAUUUGGUCAAUUUCUAUUUUUGCACGCGUAUUUUUGCGCCCUGUAGGCCAAGGUGUUUUAAGUGCUUUUCACAUAAACAUAUACAUGUUAUAUUAUUAUUAUUAUUAUUAUAACGAUAAUAAUCGCAGUUGUUUUUGAAGGUCAAAAUAAGAUAAAAAAUAGAAACGGAUCGAUCGGAAACAAUGACCGGGUGUUAAUAUACAUUAUACGAGUUAAUAUCACAACAACGGCUAGUCGUUAAAGCAUGGAAUUCACAAAUCGAUUUUUUUUUUUUUAUAUAGACUUAUUGGAAACUAUUAAUAGAUACUAAGUAUUUAGGUACCUAAUUUAUGGUUGAUAACAAUCCCAUUAUUUUUUCCUUCUACUAGAAUACUUUUAAGUUAUAAUACAAUAUCUAUAAGAGUGUUUGCCUCUCCAGUUUACAACUCUCGAACUUUUUAUCGUUUAAAUCGUUUUUCCACUCCGUCAGUACGUCAUUAUCCGUUGGGUCCUCCUCGAGGUAUUCUUCCUUGGGGUUUUAUUUCCGUUGUUACCGGUUAAAUUCUCUCCUCGUUAAAGAAUGUCGUCCUUCAACAAAAACAUUACCUGUAGCCUAUAUAAAUUUAAAAAUAGUUUGAAUAUUCUCUAUGGGUUUUUUCCCUACUAAAUCUGAUUGACGAUCAUCUGAUCAUCGCUUAGUAUUAUACCUAGGUAUUGUAUUUUACGUAACGCCCACUCGUCGGAUAUAAUAUUAUUAUUAUUAUACAUACGCCCGAUGACACAAAGCUCUCUGAUGUUCGCUGUUAAUUGUUGCAAACAAUACCGAUAUAAUGUUAUAUACUGAACACGAUACGAAACACCCGGAGGGUGUGCCCACACACGGAUUUCUCGUGCUGGGACACAAGCGAUACUCAAACAGAUAUUAUGUAUAUUAUUAUUAUAGACGAGUUGACACAUUAUAUAAAAUAAAACCAACAACAAUUAUUGCUGCUGAGUUCACUUUCACAGACGCGAACCAAGGCCAAGGUUGCAGUUUGGAAAACACACUAAAUUUGCACUACCUAUAUUUGUACAUUAUUUUUAUGGCUUACGAGUCGAGAAAUCUCGAUGGCGGUUAAUCAAUAUAAGUGAGGAUUUUUUUCUAUCUGUAAUUUGUAUACGAGCAGUUUUUACUAUUUUGACGUAUAUACGAAUUAAACACAAUUUUAUUAUUUUUUUCCGUUGUAUAAAACAAGUAAUUAUUUAAUUUACUCCGAAAUACCAAUUAUUUCGAACGAAAUUAUUCUAUUAUCAUCUUUAUUGACUUUUUUGCGUUUGAUUUUUUUUUUUUACAAUAGAAAACCUUAAUAAAACGUACAAGAUACUCGCUAUCGCGUUUCCCCUUUUCCCGUAUAGGAAAACGACGACAAAACACGGUAGCCUGCCUUAUUUUAUUUAUAAUUUAAUCUGAAAUCUCUCUAUAAAAAUAAAUAAAUAUAUAUCCAAUGCAUACAAACUGAGCUAAUACUUUAAAUUCUAUAUUUUCAAGAUGUUAUUAUGUUAUACUUUCACUAUAUAGUAUAUAGUAUAUAAAUUAUAAUUAUUAUAAUUAUUAUUUUAUUCCAAAAAACCGGGGUUAACUGUUUCAAUAUUAUGUUGUAAGUCCCUCGGGGUUUUCGUUAUUAUAAUAUAAUAUAGAGAAAGGGGUAUAAUAUUCUAAACACUAUAAAACAGUUUCUUGAGAAAUAUUUAUCGAUAUUCUGAAAUAUCGAAUGUAUACCGUAUAUGAGUGUUUUAGUGAAAUUAUAAACUCCCGUCCAUAGAUGAAAAUAUAAUAGCCGUGACUUAUUGAAUAUCAAUGUUAUGCAAAUAAUACUAUUUUGAUAACAAACUCGCGUACAUCGUGUCAAUGACACGAAAAUAAUUGUUUUGUAAACACGGUACACACAUACAAUAUAUGCUAGGAGUCUAUAGUUAAUAUAAUUUUUUUAGAUAAUGAACGUAGUGAAAAAUGUGUGUAUUAUGAUGUAUAAUUUUUUUUUACCGUCCGUGUACAAUUUUUCUACCAUAAAUCUCGCUUCAAAUCAAAAAUGACAAGAAAGAAUUUUGUUACAUUUUGGAUCUAAGUAGUGCAUUGAGGAGGUUAUUUUUGAUUUUUGUUUUAUGUUUUUAAUAAUUGGGAAAAAAAACCGGAAAAAAAUUUAUGAAAAUUUAAACGGUUUCAUUAUUUUUGGUUUUUGAAUUUUUAUGAAAACUUGGUUAGAGAUCUGAAAUUUUCACAGACUACUUGUUCAAGCCUUUUAUCAACGUGGUUUUUAAAAAAAUUCUGAUGACUUUUGAAUUAUUUAUAGGUAUUUUAAAUUGGCAAUCACGGAGUUCUAUGUAAGGCGACGUGGUCGCGGUGAUGGUUAGAUUAGUUUAUAAGGUUGUGUGUACGGGUACAUUGAUGGUAGUAGUAUAGAGAGAAUAAUUUGGUCUGUGCUGCUGUUUUACUAAUUCACGAAUUUACGAUUUAUAAAUUAAUUGAUAUGACGUAUUUUUUCGUAAUUUUUUUAAAGAAUUGCUUAACCGAGCUCCGCUCAGAAUCGGGUUAUCGUUAGCAAUGAUUGCAUACAAACAUAAAUUAAAUAACUGUAUCUUACCUUCUCAACUUCUCACCUACAACAGUGGCACAUCCAUCAAUAUUAUCAACUCUUUUUUUUUUGUUUAUAUUUUUUUCUUUUUAAUUGUAUUUAUAAACCUAACCUAUAAUAUUACAUUUUAAUAAAAAUCCAAUGCCAUCAUUUAUGAAAAUAUUAUUUUACUAAUGAAGAUUUUUGUAUGCAUUUUUUUAAUGGUUGGUCAAAAAAAGUAGCUGGUUAUUAACGAAAUGUGUUUCAAUUUUAACGAUUCUGUGUACAAAAAUUAUUUAGUUUGUCUAUUUUAGAGAUUUUGAAUUUUAAGACAUAUUUUAGGGAUUUGUACAUCAUUAGAGCAUAUUUAAGGUUUUCUUACAAUUUUAAGAUUUUUUCUAUGUGAUUUUUGUCAUUGUUUUUAAAAAUAAAAACAUAUUUCGGUCUUUGUUGUACAUAUAAAUAUAUUAUGUAAACUAGUUUUAAUUAACUGAUUUUUAAAUGAUAAAUAUAUUAGUUAAUAAUUAAUUCAUAUAACGCAAUUUAAUAUUACAUUAUUAUAAACGAACAGAUUUUUUUAUUACGAUAACUAACCAAUUAAUACUUUCAGUGAUAAUUAUAUAUGAGUAUGAAUUAUAACAAUAUUGUAUUUUAAUCUAUGUUUGUGCGAGUUCAUAUCUAAAUUACACGAUUUUUACAUUACGGAAUAUCGGAAAAAUAAUAAACAAAACAAAUACAGCAGAGUUUAUUCUGUGAUAUAAUUAUUAAAUCAAAACUCGAUUUAAAGUUAUUAUUUAAGCAAAUAUAAUUAGCGUAUAAUAAUUUUUCUCGAGAUUAUUUUUUUCUUGUGUCACGAGUACCGUUUACAAAGACAAUUUAAAUCGGUUUUAUAAUAAUAUAUGCUGCCCAAGUAUUUAUGUAAUUUUAUUAAUGUGCAUGUUGAUCCGAAGGGAAAAUUAAAAGACUUAAGUGACGGCCGAUUUCGCUCGGUCGAUAAUAAUACGAUAAUGGCGUCUCGUUUUCACCUCUUGACGACUAUAGCCUCCAGGGGUACUGGGACAUAUUAUUAUUUAUCGGUUACUAUUCGUCACUUUGCAUCCGGUGUAUAUACCGAUACUAUUACACUCGUUUAUUUUUUUUUUUUUUGAUAUAACAUAAUAUAAUUUAUCGAUUUAUACACAUACCUACAUAAUAUUAUAUUUUAUCUAUUGUAUUGUAAUCGAAAAAAGUGUAAGAUUAUAUUAUGCAUUUAUGCGUGAUGUAAAUUCGAUAAAUUUGACUUAACAUCAUCAUGCCAUUGAUCAAAAUAUGUACUUCCUUGAACAGCGAUUUGACAAGAUAUUUUCACGACAUUAAAUGAAAUAUGAUCGUAUUAUGUAUGUAUAUUUUUAUUUUGGACCAAAGAAGAGGCCAACUGACUUAACAAAAUUCCGCCUCUACAUUUGUCUGUUCCUAAACCAAUUCUUGAUUUUCGUAAUAAUAUGCAUGUCAUUUGAACUUUUUCUACGUGUAUCGAUUUGGCCGACUGUGGUAUUAAUAAAAAUAAAGUCUAUUUAGUUGUUUUCAUUUGUUGUGCAUUGUAAUUAUGUAAACCAUUCAGACAAAUUCUGGUGUAUAAACGAACAUAAUUAUAUACAUGUAUAUAUAUUAUAAAUUUUUAUAAAUUACGCUGAAAUAUGUUUUUAAAGUCGUUUUAAAUAUUAUUUACCACUUUGGUAGGAAUAUUAAUCUUCAACAAUACGUACUCUCGCUUCGAAUUUAAUAACGUUAAUUUGAAACUUUUGCUGUACAAUUUUAAACUCUAAGUGGAGCGAAGAAGCUUAUGGUUUUUUAAAGAUGUUUAUUUUUUUAUUUAUUUAUUUUUCAUUAUUAAACUGCAGUGAUCGCCAUACAAUGUUUGUGUGUCGAUCAUUACUCGCGUACGAUUUAAUACAAAUAAUUAUAAGACCAACUCCAAUGCCUUUUAUUAUGUUUUUACAGGCAGUUAAGCUGGAAAGCGUGCAUUCGGGCCGUACCAGAUAUUUAGUUGUAGUUUCUUGUUUAAAUGGAAAUAACCAAGAAGAAUCGUGUCUUUUGGGUCUCGAUUGUAACCAGAGGACUACUAUUGGCUUGGUGCUUAGACUUUUAGCAGAUACCACUAUUACGUUGGACGGAGAUGGGUAAUAGCAUAAUUCUAUUAUUAUAAUCAUAAAUAUAUACCUAAACCGUGUGCAUAUUAUUUUUAAUUCUAAUUUUUAUUACUAAUCAAUAAUUUUUUGUUUUUAUAUUUUUUUUUAAUAUUUUCAUAAUUCAUGUUUCAUUCAUCUAACAUAAUUCAAGGAGUUUUGAUAUAAUAAAAAUGUAUUUUUAACUAUAUAUAAAAAAAAUAAUAAUAAUAAUAAUUUACAUAUUAUUUUUCGUUUUUCAGCGGAUUCAGUGUUAGCGUAUGCAGUCGACAUCACAUUUUUAAACCUGUCUCGGUACAAGCCAUGUGGUGAGUAAAUUGGUUUUUAUUAAAAUUUUACAACCGACCUUUAAGAACGUGGUACCCGCAUGUGCUGUUUUCAUCUUAUAAACAUACGGCAUAGCAAAGAAACGAUCAGUGGAGACAAUAAUUUUAAUAUUAAAGUAUAUCUAUUAUCAAUAACCUAAAAAUGAAAACAUUAUCUAUGCAAUAACGUCGGUUUUUCAGCGUUUUAAUUUUUAAUUGAUAUAUAUAGUAUAUAGGUAUGUGAAAUAUCACAAUUUGAAAACAUCUAUGUCUCGUUUAAAAAUUUAAAAGCCGAAAAAAAUUUAGUUGCUUAGAUAGUGUUUUUAUCCUUAAGUUUGAUAAUAAUAUAUCAAAUUCACCCUAAUAUCAUAACUAAUAGCAUAGAGUUGUCCCUUCUGAAUGCUUAUUUGCUUCUAAUUUGUAUCGACAAAUGUUGUGCCUAUAGAAUAAUAAAUAAUAAUCGAACAAUUUUUCCCGAUAUUUCAAGAGGAAGAAAAUUGUUUACACGGACAUUUAAUUAUUACAUAGUACUCGUAUAUAGUAUUAUGAUCUUUCUACCGUAUAGUCAAUCGUUUCACAAGUAGUAACGCAGUAGACCGAUAACAGUAAUAUAAGUAACGCCUGUUGCGUUAUUCACAACGAUUUUCUUACAGCAUUAUAGGUAUUUUUUUUUCUUUUUCAUCUACUCAGUUUUAUAUGCUUAAAAAUUCUAAUUUUCGACGUAUUUUUUAUACCAACUGAACCCUAAAAUGUUUCGGUCUACGUAUCGCUUUGCGAGGCGAUAGCCAUGCAGUGCCGUGACACGGUUCCCAAAUGCAGAAUGAUGGUUAUGUAAUUCGAUCGUGAGACCAGUUUUUAUUAUUUUGCAAUUGUUAUUUUGGUAGCUAAAUGUAGUAUGGUAAAAAUAGCUUCGGCAUACAUGUUUUAAUUUGUAGCAAAACAGCAUGAAACAAAAAAAAAAAAAGUAGUCUAACAUAAUUGUAGGUACCUAAAAACAAAUGUUUUAUUUGAAGAACUUAUAAAUGUCUGCGCAAUAUUCACUGUGAAUUUAGAUUAUUGAUUAUGUAUAGGGAGACAAAUUGAGCAAUACAUAUUAAUUCGUUGAAAAAAAAAAAAAAAAACGAGGAUACAUUAUGUUAAAUUUGUAUGUAACUUAUUAAUAUUUACGCUUGAAAAACGAAUUCGAAAUUAAUUGUAUUCAUAAACAUAUUAUUCUAAUUAUGGAAAAUUAAUUUACAUAUAGACGCUAUCUAAUAUAAUAUAAUAUUUUGAUGUAUUGCCAAAUAUCGUGUAUAGAAUCGGCGGGUUUUUAAUAUAAUCGCUAAAACGCGUUUCUGGAAAAAAUAUUAUAUAAUUUCAGUAUGAAUUCGUAUAAUGUAUUUAUUAUUUGUACAUUCUUAAAUUCAAUUCGUUAAAUACUUUGAAAUUAACCUUCAGAGUAGCAUAACACGAUUUUUCAGCGCAUCUCUUGGCCACAUACGGAUUCUUCCCGUUCUUCGUUUCCACUAAACAACGUUAUAGUUUUAUAAUUUAUAAAUUCUCGAUUACGCGCCCUUUUCUGAGACGCGCUCUUGACCCGGGACAGUCUUACCCGCAAGCCCCAGCCACGGUAGCUCUGUUAACCUUGUACCCAUAGGUAAUAUUGUAUUCGUACAAUAUAAUGUUGUGCGGCAAUAUUUGAAAUGCGUUUUUUUUCUUCUGUUUAUAGUACAAAUAAAUACAUAUAAAACGAGUCAAGUUCAACCGAAUUUCAUGUACAAUUUGUCUAAGUCUAUUAUUACACGACUCGACAUUUCAAUAUUGCCGUAUACCAAAAGUGUUUAUGUAGUUAACUUUGACGAAAUAAUUGUAUUAAGGUUUUUCGAGGGUAAACAGAUAAUUAUUAUUCAAUGUCCUCUUAAUAUACUGUCGAACUUAUUCGUUCGAUCACUAAAAUAUUAUACUCUAAUUUUUAUUAAACGUUUCAUCAUUGUUAAAAAAAAUACUUAUUAGAUAUCGAUGGUUGGCGGUUCGAAAAAUAUAAUACGUGUUUGAUUUAAUAUAAUAUUAUACAAAUACGAGUAACAUGUCAACCGAUUAGAAUAAUUUUCUCACGUGCGUUUAUCACUUUUUAUUAUUUGUUAUUUUCAUCGCGUCGUAGUGCAAUUACUCAAAUCCACUCAACGCUAUUAAACACUAGAUACUCAUAAACCUAUCUUUUUUUUUCUCUCGAGCCAUCAUUAUCAUCAUCAUCAUCAUCGCAUCUGAACUCUUAAGUAGAUGAAAUAAUAAUAUUAAUACACCUACAUAAAAAAAUAAUGAAGUAUCUAUUGCUGCAACGUCACAGACUAAUAGUAACGAUAGUCAUACAUUACAUUACAUUUUGUUACGUCAAUAAAUGAAUCUGUCCAUGCAGCGUUACUGCUCACAAUUAUAAUCGUAAUAAUAUAAUAUUAUUACUUAUAUUAUAUUCUUACCUACCCAAGAACCGCAAAUAUAACAGUAUUAUUUGAUAAUUGUGAUAAUGAAAAUGCUGCGCGGAAAAAGUUUUAAAAUAAUAACAAUAAUAUUAUUAUCCCGAUGUUUAAAAUACUGUUACGCAAUGGCGUUUGUCAUCUCUGUCUAACGAUUUAACGGGACAAUAUAUUUUAUGUAGAUAGCAAAAAUGCGUUCGCGUAAAACAAACAAAAAGUCCUUUAAAAUUGGUUUUAGAAUUGAUAAAACGCACAUUAUGAAAUCAUAGUUGCAGACGACUAUAUUUUGAAGACAAUCUCCCGUCCGUGGCAUCGAUUUACAAUAUGCUCCAAAUAUUCAGCUCAUUGUUAUCGAAAGUAUACAAAGUCGUAUAUUUUACAUUUUUUUUUUUUUUUUUACAUUUUUUUUUAUGUGUAAUUAAUAUUUCAAAAAACGAUAUUGUCUUUAAAAUGUUGACAAAUUUCAAAAUAGGUUUUUGUUAUCCCUAAAACCGAUUUUAAAAGGCUUAUGGUUUGUUUUACGUGAACAAAUUUUCGUGUUUUUGCCGGUUAUUGAAAUAUAAAACCGGGAAAAAUGCCUUGGCCUCUUAAUAGUUUAUUAUUUUCUUGAAUUUAAUGAUACAGGUAUGUAGAUACAGCCAUGUAAGUAUUAAGUAUAAUAUCGUGCCAUUGUGAUGUUAUAAACAUUUUUUCCCGUAUAUUACUUUUACACGACUUAUUAUUUUUUGCUGCAGUAUUAUAAACUAGUAAAAACUCAAGAUCAUAAUAAUACCGUAGUGUUUCUAUACAUUUUUUUUUUAUAAUAUAAUUUAACACGGUGAAAAUAAUUGUUUUUUAUUAUUGUCCGUAUUUUAAAUUAUAUUGCGAACCAAAGCCUGCGUCAAAAAAAUGUUUAGAACUUCACAUCCUGUGAAAUUUUUCCUUAUAAUGGACGAAAAUUUCCGAUCACUUCGUUCGCUGUAAUUAAACGUAUACCACGCUUAAUAUUUAAACGUAACCUAAACCUAUUGAUACUUAUUUUCACCAUCAAACAUAGGUUAUAAAAUAUAACUGCUACAACCGUAAUAUACCUACAUAUUUGGAAAACCAAAUGACAAUAAUUGACGUUCGAUUUAAGGGCGUUUGGCCGUGUUCAUGAUCUUGAAUAAAUUUAUUCCGUCCACAUUAUUACGUUCGAUAAAGACAUUUUUUUUUUUUAAAUAUACAAAGAUAAUAAUGAUAUUAUCAGUUUAUAUCUUUUAAAAAUAAUAAAUAUUGUGUUGCAAUUCACAAUUUUGUGAUACCAUGACAUCUCUUGUAGUUUUUAAAGAAAUGUUAUCUAUCGAGAUAGAUAGUAUAUUUUUGUCUAUUUCGCUGAUGUUACCAUUGUUACCAAACCAUACGUCUUCUCAGUUUACGGCCUUUAACAUCAAACUGACAAACACAUGCUAUGCUAUUUUACCCUAUCUUCCGCUUGGACUCGCCAAUCAGCAUCCGGUUCAACCAACUCCACAUUUUUCGACAACUGGCCCUUUCACCUCAGCCUUGGUCUACCAAGUAGUCUUACGCCUUCUGAAGAGCCACAUAGUACCUUAUGUAUAAGGACUCAUCCUUUCGCCACGCGUGACCAGCCCAAAAGAUUCACCUCUUUCUUAUAUCGUCGACUGUGUUUGGUUUCUGAUAUAGUUCCCUAAUCUCCACACUAUGUCUGACUCUCCACUCUCCUGUAUUUCUAUCUAUGCAAGAGCCAAAAAUCUACCUCAGAAUUUUUAUAUUAAUGUGUAUAACAUGUUGUUUGCCUAAAUUAUUUCUACAGAAAAUAAAUAAAAACGGUUUAUACCAUUAACAAAAUAAAUGGUUCUUAUCAGUAUCAAUAUUUGUAUUUACACGUUUGUAAGCCCCACCUUGUUAUUUUUAAAAUUUUUCUUCUGUCUGGUAUUAUUUCAACGUUUUUAUUGAUAUCAUUAAUAUCAUAUACUGAAACCUACUCGUUUUUACCCAGGGCACCGAAGUCUGAAUUAAAUGUGUUCAUUUUUCCAACGAACGUAAACGUGAACGCGUUCUUUUUAAAUAUUAUGAACGUUAAUACGAACGUGUUUGUUUUAUUGAAUAAAAUUAAUGUGAUCGUGAACAUUUUAAACAUUGGAUUAAUUGGUAAUAUUUUUUAAUAACUGCAUGUUUGCAUAUUAAUAUAUUAAAAAGUUAUAAUACUGAAUAUUUUGUAUAACUUAUAGAAACUGCACGUUUUGUGUGCAGCACGUUAGCAUUACUGGUGUAAUGUAUACAUUGUUUUAUUUUCUUGAAACCAAAUAUUGUUUUGUAUUAUAGUUUUGUUAUAUAUUAAUUAGAAAAACUAAUACAAAAGUCUAGUGGUGAUUAUUAUUUGUUUUGUGUCAACAUAUUAUAAUUCUUCUAAAAUUCCAAUAUCGAUAAAUGCAUGAUUUUAUACUUGAUAUUAUCGCCAUCUAAGCUUUCCGGUUUGCUGUAUGAUAUCAUAUUGAAAUAAUAUUAUCGCGGAGUCUCAUACACAUAUUUCAGAUUUGUUAAUAUAGUUUUUAAUACGUAUUAUGUAUGGUUAAUACGCACUAAUACUGUACGUUAUAGUCAAUGAAUUGAUUCUAUCGUGCAUAGCUUAAAAUAAUAAAAAAAUAGUGUCGCGCUGUUGUGUUGCCCUUAUAUAUUGAGUAUAGCAUGUAAAAUUUUGUUUCCGACUAUUGUGUUUACAGUGUCGUACACUUAUACAAUAAUGUUUUAUAUUAUUAUGAAAUAAAUCAUUGGCCGUUCCAUGCACGUUUUGAAUAAUCGUCAAGCGUAUUUAUCGAACACGAUAUCCUACACAGUUCAAUCGUGUAUUAAUCGGAUACGAUAUACUACACAGUUCAAUCGUAAAUAUUUUCGUAAUUACAUAUAUCUUUUUUUUUCUUUUUUUAAUGAUUUUUUUCUGGGUAUAUAAUUAUUGACCAUAAGUGAAAAUUCAGCUCCCAUCCCGAAAAAUUUAACAGUUUUACUUAAAACCAUAAUUUAAAUUUGUUUCCCCCUCCCUCUCUCCGACAUUCCGGUACGAAAACGAUGUACCUAUAUAUAAAUAUCGAAUUAUUUUAUGGAAAUCAUUAUAUUAAUAUAUAGUAACCACUGUAAGUUAUGCUCAAAUAGUAUAAAUAUUAAAUAUGAUUCACUUGUUACGAUCUCGUAUUACUUAUUCGGUCUCCUUGCGUUUAAAUAUUAGUUUUGUCAUAAUAAUAAUUCGUUACACAAUCGCUUAUUUUUUUUAAUCUAUAUUAUAUGCACCAGUGUAAUACAUUUGGACUUGCAGUGGUUUGUGUACGAUUUAUAGUAAAGAAUUUUCAAAACACGAUAUUUUCAUUAUUAUGAAACUUAUAAUAAUAAUAGGUAGGUACGUCAUGUGUAUUAUAAAUAAGUAUCGAUUCACGGAAUCGUGUUUUACCUAUACUCAAGUUUAACGAACUUUUCUGGUUGGACGAUAACUUUACACGGGUAUUCACUUCCUCUUAUUGUUAUUACUAGGGUAUGAAUUUAAAUGCUCUUAAAAAAAGGGAAAAAUGCCUUAAAAAAUGCUCUAAAAAUUAUUUUAAACGCUGAAAAAACGUUUUUAUUAGGUAUAUAAAUUUAUUAAACACAACAGUGCAAAUAGUGCAAUACGACUACAUUACAACUCGGUAAAUAUAUACCUGAUACAUUUUAAAAAUAGAAGAAUGCAUUUUUUUCUUUUAGGAGGAAAGUAAUAUAAAUUUUAUCAAAUUCUCUAAUAACACUAUGCAGUUCGUAAAAAGAAGAAAAAAAUGCAAAAUUAAAGUUUCAUAUUUUAAUUCUUUGAUAUAUAAAACGAAUCUUGUGCUUAGAAAGCAUUGCUUAAGGCCAUUUAGAAAAAAAUACAAUUUGCAUUAUAGUCCGCACCCUAGUGUUAUUACUUAUAUUUUUUCGAUAUUUUAAAUCCGUAUGCAAUAUUUGUCUUCCCGUCUCAGUUUCCCUAUAAUAUAAACCUCCACAUCUCUUCUAUAUAUGCAACUCUUAACAUUUUUGGUGUGGCUUAUUAUUCUUCUUUUCCCGACGAUAUAUCAUAGCUUUAUCUCAUCAUUUAUCCUUUUCUCAAGUUCAACUUGCGCCCAUAUGUCAGCAUUUCAAUCGUUUCUCUCGCGUCUUUUCUAGUUACUCCUAGAAUAUCUUAUAUGCAGAUUUAUUCAUUCUUACUCCGUUCCUGCAACUGGUCGCAUCCACACAUCCAUCUUAAAACAUACUCAUUUUGAUUGUUUUAAAUAUACCUAAAAUUCAAACGCCUCGAGAUAUUGAUUUGGUUAGAAAAAAAAAAAAACAAUUUUAAACUGCAUCGUAUCCAUUCAACGUUUUCGCGACGAAGAAUAAAUAAUUUAACCUAGGUACUACGGAGAACCGACAUGGCUGCAGCAGUGGUCGUUAUACCUUAUAUGGCACGGUACAUACGUGAUUUCAUCUCUUCGAUAAUAUAUAAUGAUAAUAAUAAUAGUUGUAGUAGUAGUAUUAUAGUUGUAUAGUAAUAGUUAUAAUAACCGCAUCAGUAAUAACGACCAAAGUGUUAGUACGACGACGGCUGCGGCGGUUUGGGGUAUCUGAAUUUAAUCCAUUUAUGGACGUCAAAUACCGUCUUUAUUGCCAGCAGUGUGAAUAUCGCAGGCACGUCCUUCGACUGUCUUGAUUGACAAGUGUUGAUUAUAUAUUUAUUUAUAUAUAUAUAUAUAUAUAUAUAUAUUUUAGAUUACUCGUUAGUGGGUAUUAAUUAGAUUUAUAUUAUCUUUUAAAAUAUUUAUUUUAUUAAUAGUUUUUAAAUAGUCAUAUAAUGAAUUACAGAUAAUCAACUGUUUAUAAUUUUGAAAAAAUAAAAAACAUUAUUUUUGUUGAGAAAUUCUUCAAUAAAUAAAUAACCUGCAGAUGACAGAGUACGCGUAUUAAUUAAAACGGAAAUUAUCCAUGACUAGAAAACGUUGGAACGCUUUCAUCAUUGUAUACAUUCAUUGAUAACCAUAGUUAUUAGCAUAUUUAUUAUUCGUCGUGGGAUGUGUCACGAGUUCUGAUCUCGGGGGUUUUUUUUUUUUUCAAUUUUAUACCCGUGUAACUUACGUGUCAUGAAAUAGUGUGAAUCCAACCAAUAAUACGACUCCGGUCGACAUUAUAUUGCCUAUAUAUUUGGUCCUAGGAAAGAAAACUAUAAUUGACUCGAGUCAAAUUUUGAUAUUAUUUUUAUAAUAUAUUUUGGUCUAAAUGAGAUAGGUUUAUGUAUAUUUUAACAUAUGUUAUACUGAAAAUUAAAAUAUCUAUUUUAAAUUACUAUAAUGGACUUUUUUUGUUUGGUUAAACAAGGCAUUGGUCUUAUUCGUUAUAUUAUAUAAAUUUACUAUUCAAAACCUAUUUUUACCUAAUGCCAUUAUGCCAUUUAGCAAUUCUCAAAAUUUAAUUUACUUGUAUUGAAAACCAUAUAACACUAACUUAAGCCUUCUUCUUCCCUGAGAUCAAAGAUAUUGGUUUCUAAUAAAACGAUGCGAUGAAUACAAAGGUCAUAAUAUAUUUUUUUCGAAAUCGAAUUUUGCCCGCUUUUUACAGUCGCUUCGCUUAUAGUAUGUAAAAACGAUGACGUUGUUUCGGCGCACGAUAUUUUCCAUUUCUUCUAGUCCUGUCCUCGAUUAAACGAUUUUCGAUCAGCUGGAAUGUCGUCGUCGUGACCACUGAAGAUAUGAUGCGCGCGCUCGUGACCGAUCGUCCCCCGCGUUGCACAUUAUAUUAUAUUAUAAGUACUACCCACACGUGCAUUAUGUUCUUAUAGCUAAGUAUUUAUCCGCUUAUACAUUUACCGCUGUACCGUAUGAAUUGUUAUGUAUGUUAUUAUCAUUAUUAUAAUAUAUGGUGCGAGGCCAGCGAUAAUGGACGAGGCCCCGAGUAUUGGACAUUCUGGGUACAAAAGAAAUAAGGUAAAAUAAUGGAAGUAACAGAAAUGAGAACGCGUUAAGAUGGAUAGUGUAGUAACCUGUUGGUUUGAUAGGAUUAGGAACGGUGGUUAAAAUAGGAUAAACUUCGAAGGAGACUAUACUACUCAUUACUAGUGGUCGGAGUUAUAUUCUCUUAAAAUCCUUAAAAUAUGAUGUUUUUAUGUUGUUUAAAAUAUGCUAUAUAUUCUCUUAAAAUAUCAAAUAUAUGAUGUUUUAUGUCCUUAAAAUGGCAAAAUAUUCUUUUAAUAUUCUGAAAAAAAAAAAAAAUUAAUUUGAAUUUUCAGCUUAAAUUAAAUUGUAUUAUUAAUUUGGUUUUCAACAUUUUUAAUUUAUUUUAUUUAUUUCUGAUGUGCUAGCACCAUCGAUUAGAAAUAUCUAUUGAUUAAUUUUUAUUAGAAACCCAGAAGGAUAUAAACAUAGUUCGCUUAUAAAAUAAAUUGUAUUUGUCGAUCAAUAUUAUCAAAACGCCGAUAUACGUCCAUACAAAUAAUAGGAUCAAAACUAAAAAUAUUUAUAAAAUAUUCUCAAAAUCUCAAAUAUUCCCUAACGUAUUAAAUAUUCUCUAAACCCUAAAAUAUGCUUUUUUAUGCAAAAUAAAUAUUUUCCUCGGAAUUCUAUUCUAUUCAAUAUAUUUCAUGAAUCGUAACGAUAUCUUACUCCCAUUUAACUGCAUACACUAGAAACAAAUAAAUAAAAUCAUAAAUAUCCGACCUCUUCUCAUUACUUAUGUUUACCAAAAACAGAUGAGGGACGUUCCCGAGAACUAAACCUAAUUUUUCUAAUUUCCAUUGUUCUUCCAUACACAUUUGUUCAUAAAAAUAUUGUGUUGAUAUAUUUUUAAAAAACUGCACCCCGUCCCCCAAAUAUUAUCUUUCGCAUAUAUGAUGCCCCUGUUCAAUACAAAUAAAACACAAGUAUGAUUAUGUAGUGUCCAAUCGCAGGUAUUCAGUGGCAAUAAUUAUAAAGAGUUUCCGCGUACUUCGAAGACUCAAACUAAAGUGAACGGAUAAUUUUACAUUAAAUAAAAAUGGGGACUCCGUCCUUACCACUUUGGCCGUUGCAGAUUAGGAGUCAACGGCUAGUCGGGAAAUAGUGUAGUGUAUGUAUGGAUCGAGAUGAUGGUACGGGCACGUUUAGAGGAGAUAUAGCCACGUAAGUGUGAUAGGUGUGAUACGCCGCGCCGGGGAAAAGGUCAGCCUGCAAGAAAAAUAGGCUAGAGGUUAUAGUAUGUAUUGUGUAGGUACGGACGGCGCGACGGCGGAGAUAAGAGUUUAGCUGACCCGACUGCUCGCGUGGUUUAAAGGCGAAGGAGAAGAAGAUUAUUGUUACGAAAUUCGUUCGAGCCCGUCUAUAUUAUAUACGUACAUUGUGUACACCCGACGUGGUAGACUCGCGUCAGGAGAGGUUAAUCUCGUGUGUUAUUACCGGCUGGCGUAUCUGCGUGUAUGUGUGAAUGUGUGCCGGCGAUUAUCGUGACUGCGGCCGCGGCACAGUUUUGCCUCGUUCAUAACAACGGACGUUUAUUGUAUAUUAAAGAAAACGAUAAUAUUAUUUGACGCCGCCGCUAAAUAUUCGGAACGACGAGAUUUUCAAACGCCGCCGCCGCCGCCGCCUCCGAGCCGUUUUCGAUUCUCGCCAAUGUAGCACACCGCGAACCAGUUGUUUGCGUGCUCUUUAACCGUCAUCAUUUUGUCGUGUGAUCCGAAAUCAGUUGCGCGACGUUUCACCGACGAUUUUCGAAAUUUUCGAAAAAUAUUGUAUUUUUGCGUUCGUGAUAAAAUCGACCUAUUUGUAUAGGUUUUGGCGACGUAAUUUCGAGAAACCUACAUGUUACUAAUUUAGCGAAUAAACUAAUUUGACGAUAUCGUUUACUGCGAUCGUUUGAUAGCUGAAUACACUUUUCGAUACCCAUGAGGUUUGAUAGAAAUCAGCUAUAAUAAUUAAGAACUACAUUUACUUUUCGGUUGAUCUUCGGUUUUCGGUUACUGGUUAUCCGUCGGCUAUCGGUAAAAUACUGUAUACGGCAAACUAGUCGUUUUCUCAAACCUUUUACCGAAAAUCGCAUAGCCGAAACACGCCUUAAAUUAAUAUAUAUAUAUAUAAAUAGAUGAUGUUAAACGCGUAUGAAAUCCUCUGUCUUCGAUUUUACCGUGUCAGUGUUCUAAUUCUGUGCCAUUACUAUUUGUUUACUUCUGCUUUUCGUUUUUGAGAAAAUUUCACGGUAACACGCAUUUUAAACAAUACAUAAUAUACUUGCUACAAAAGCUUUUGGAAAUAAUCGUCACUAUAUUUUUGGUUUCAAGUCAAUAUUUGGUUUUUUGUUUGUAUUUAAUUUUGUAUCGUGUAAUUUGUUUUCCUUUAUUUUUCAGUCUAAACGACACAAGUGCAUGUAUAUUCUAACCUAUGUUUUACUGAAAGUUGAAAUAUCACCGUGUUAAUAUACACGUUUUGUUUGGCGAAAUGGUAUAAGUCAUUAUAUGUCUAUUAAGCCAUUUAGAACGUCAUAUUUAGGUUAGACCGUUUAGCAUUAAUAUAAUAUUAAAUUAUGGCGUUAAGCAAUUUUCAAAAUUUAAUCCGCUUGUAUUGAAAACUAUACAAAAUUGACUUUGGCUUCUUUUUGCCUGGGACCAAAGAUACAACCGUCAGACAAAUGACCACUGCCCGCGCACCGCAGUCGCCGUUUUCAACUGCUGGCACCGCGCGGGAGGAGGCGUUCGUCGUUCGUAAUAUUUAUCGCGUCGACUUGUGACGGUCGCUCCCGGUCGAAACGACCGCUGGCCAAAAGCCGAAUCGAACGGUUCGUCAAACCCCCGUGACAUAUCGUGCAAUUAUAUUGUUAUUGUGUCGUCCGCGACCCCGCCGCCGCUGUAUCGAGAACGCGUUAAAAUUAGCCGUGAUGUACGCGGACGCGAAUAAAAAUACGAACAGGUGGCGGUUUGUACUUAAAUGGGCCUUUGGCACUGAUCGCGCGUACACUUUGAAAAGGUCAAUUUGAUCGCGGCGUGCGCGCAGCAGUUUGCUCUUGGUAAUCCGACCGCGUCAGACUGCCGUAGGUAUAACGACCGGCGAGGCCGGCCUAUCCGACUAAUCACGCGUUAUCAUAACAUUAUUAUCAUUUUUUUUUUUCGUAAUAAUAUCGCAGUCGUCUGAUGCGUAAUUGUAAUAUUGUACCUCGAAUACUCGUCAACAAAAACACGAUACUAUCGAGGUCACAGUUUUGAAAUAAAAUAAACCGUAUACUUUAUUUUUACAAAAAUACUUAAAACGUUUAAGUACAUAAUAUAGCCUAUACAGGACACAGGUACUUGAUUAACGAUAUGCGAAAAAAAAAACUCGAUAUUUUAUUAUUACUUAUAUUAUUGGUAUAUGAAUCAUAAUAUAUUGUAUUAUUGUAAUUCAAGUAUUAUUGUAAUAAUGAAUGAUAUCAUUCACAAUGAUAUCUAUUCGCGUAAUCUUUACGUCUUUAUACCUUAUUAUUAUUAUUUUUUUUUUUUUUACAUUAUACUCUUCAUAGUAUAAUAUAAUUAGUGUCAUUUUCUUACACAACAGUAUUAUUCUGUUGAAUAUAAUUACGUACAAAUUCGUUUAUCUAUCCGAUUCACAGACGAUUGUGAUUAUUAGACUGCAUAGGCGUCACACCAUAAAAAAAAAAAAAAAAAUUGCUAAAAAUACCAUAAAACACGUUAAUGAAAAAAUAAAUAGGGAAAAAUUCCUGAAAAAUUUAACGUCGAGUGUAUCACUGUUAUGGGUGUAAAGUAGGAAUCAUGCAUAAAGUUGUUUAAUUUAUAUAUCUGUAAGUAAAUAUAAACCAUUGCUAACAAAAAACGAUUCUGAGCAAAAUUAUACAUCUUUUUAAAUCCCGUAGUUUUUACGAUUUCCAUAAAAAUUUGAUCUUAAAAUGCUAAUAAGAAGAAAAACUAGUAAAUUACGACUACACUUUUCGACCACUAUAGUGGUAACUAUUAGUUGUACUCGUAUUUAGUAAGUACAAUUAAUAAUGAACCUUGUGUUAAAUUUUCAAGAAUUUUUGUCACAAUUUUGUUAAUGUAUUAUAAUAAAUAAUUCUGUAAACUUUCGGGUAUAUCUUACGUUUUUUUCUGAUUUCGUCCAAAUAUUGUGAUAACUAAUUGGAAAAUCAAACCUCUACUUUCUUACUCACCUGCUAGAUCCAAAUAAUGAAUCAAAAAAUAAAUUUUUGAUUGGACCAUGAUUUUUGGUAUUUCCUGACUAAAAACACACUUCAUAGUAAAACGAAUACAUUCCUCGUUGCGCUCAGAAUCAAAAACAAAAUUAAAGUUACAAAACGAAGUACACAUUAUUCGAACUAUGUACUAAGAUGCAAGCUUUGCCAUUAACACAUAAUCAUUUAUUCUAUACUCAAAGCCCUAAUAUUAUGGUGCAUAAAUUUAAAUAUUAUUUUCAUAUUUGCAGUAUAUUUUGAAAAGAAAUACAUACCCACGGUUUUUAUAUUGUCAACGUCCUUAUAUAGUAUGCUCAUUUCCUUUUUUAUGUCUUUACUAUUAUAAUUUCCUUUCAUUCGUUCGCUCCCGUAUAUAUUUUAUAUUUUUUUACCAUAUCUGUUAUACAGUUAUAUAAUAUUCGUAUCCGUGUCUUUCGAAAUGUGUGUACAAUAUUUUAAAAACGAAAACCGCCGAGUUCUGAGAUUUGAAAAAUAAACAUGAUUUUUGAAUAUUUGCCAAAGUUAUGAAGUCCCUUGUGCGAUUAAACACGCUACGUAUACAGUUCUUGAAUUGAAACAAAUAAACACAAAUAUUUGUAUAUAAUAUUAUAUUAUAUUCGUGUUCGAUAUCGUGUAGAAUCUAAAAAAAAAACCCCUUUUUUUUAAUCGAAACUCGGCCAUUAAAGUACGAUUAAGUUGGCGCCUGUCGUUUCGUGGGGUGUCUACCAACACUCCCCUUCAAUAUGAGACCACCCUAUGCUAUAUACAUUAGCUUCAACCCUUCUUGGUUUAAUAAUUUACGCGUGUAGAGAGAGGGGGGGUAUUUUUAUGAGUACGUUGACUUUUCCGUCGUAAAAAACCUAAAAUACCAACCAAGCGCUGCAAUUGCCAUGCAGCAAUAUAGACGCAAUUUGUCACAUAGAGUAGGGCUGCUCUCUCGGUAAUAAUCAACGACCGUCGCCGACGACAAUAAUUUGUUAUUAGCGUCGUCGUCUUCGAAUAUACGUAUACUUAUAUUAUCUUAUGUAAGUAUUUCCAAUUUCCCAGACACAAUGAGACGACGAUAUAGUCGUAUGUAUACGUGCGUGGUCGGUUUUCUCUUCCUAUUUUCGAUUACGGGAUUCCAUUUUAGAUGUACUAUUUUCCAUUGUCGGCGUUGUCUACACCGACGAUGUCCGGCCGUGAACGCAAAAACUUUCAGAUAAAAUAUUAUUAUAACAAAUUAGAAAUGUAUGUGUACGCUUUAAAAAAAAAAAAAAAAAACUCUAGUAUAAACUCGUAUAUAAUAUUAUCGAUCCGAUCGGACAACGUGCACAAUUCGUCACGCACUGCACUUGACGCGAUACACGAGGGAAUAUCUAGGCAUAGUUUUUCAGAAGCGUCGUCGUUAGACGCAUUGUUUAAAUAAUAAUAAUAAUAUGUUGAAUCCAUUCGGUACAUUCGUUAUUGUUUGUUGCGUACGUGCCUCGAAAAAUUAUUUUACUAACGAUUGUCGUCGAAUCGUUUAACUGUAUCGUUCUACCGGUGGAAACGAUUCGUUAGCAAUACACACCGGCUAUAUGCCCACUGGUGUCCGGAUUUAAUGUUAUUAUUUUUAUUCGUAAAUCAUCAUAUUACAUAAUCAUUGUACCGAUGUAUUGUCUGUGUUGUCGAUUGAUCGUUUGUUUCGCGCAUCUGCAUAAAUUACAUAUACUUUGGAUAUUGGAAAAAAAAAAAAACAAAAGGAAAAGAAAGUCGUUUUAAAAAUUUAAUCCCGUAUAUCGUUUAACGGUACAGUCAUCGCUGAAAAUCAUACGACCAGAACGAAUAAAAUACUCCGUCGGUGUAUAUACGUACAAUACAAACUGCUGUAUAAUAAUCAUUUUUCUCGGUUUUUUUUUUUUUUUUUUUUCCGGGAUAUUUAUUUUGUUUAGUAUCUAUGUCAAAACAUUCGAGAAACAUUAUUGUAUAAGUUAAAUCUGCAACGACACGGUGGCCGCUCCAUUUAAAAACAAAAUAUUAUAAUAGUGAAAAUUCGGUAUGCGCGUAUUAUACAAAUUAUCUCGGUCAGUUUUCGCCGUCAUACUAUUAUUCCAUAACCGAUAUUAUGUCCGUAAUAAUAAUAUACGAACCAGCGAUUAUCUGUAGGCGUGUUUUGGCGAGUUAAUUUUCUGUAAACCGUAUGCAACAUUAGGCGUGUUUUGGCGGUAUUUUUUUUAUUGAAACCGUUUGACAACGGAAUCGCACUUUUCGACAACCAGGUUGCCGGAAUCAGCAAUCAAUUUAAAACUACGUUUAUAGUUUUCGGUUACUGUUUAUACCUUGGUAAAGCACUGUACAGUUAACAAAACGGUCGUAACCAAGUAGCAAACAAUACAGCUAACUGUUUACCGAAAACUGUAUCGACAAAACAAGCAUAUAUUGUUUGCUGCUUUGUUGCAAUGGUCCACACGUAUUUCUCUUAGUGAGGCCUAGUAAUCUUUUGGCAAAUGAAGAACAAAUAAAAAUAGUGUUAGGUUAGUAACCUGCUUACUAACUUAACGUUUUUAUUUUUCGUUCAGAUAUUGUAAAAUCAAUUAAUGAUACAAUUAACAAUAAUCUAUUUAUCUAAGUUUUCUGUACGCUAAAAACAUACUUUUAAGGAACAACUCAUCCAACCUCGUAGAAUGAUUUUUCUUUUUACAAUAAAGGACAAUUUCUUACACAAUACAUUGAACUUGGAUUUUCAAAAUUAUGUUUCUAAACGCUAUAAUUACAAUUUGAAUACUACAAAUAUUAAUAAUUUUUCAAUUAUUCUUUUUAUUCAUUGUUUCUGGUAAAAUAAUCAAAAAUCGAAGUCCAAUACGCCCGGUUUAGGAAGUUUUUUUCUCUUUCGCAUAGAAAAUAAAAAUUAUGGUAAUCAGAUCACUCCGCGAGGUACGGCAGUUUUUCCUGUAAAUUAUGUGUAAUAUGUAAAAAAAAAAUGAAACCGUUCGUAUAGGCUCGUAUUAAUAUAAAAACUAAAACCAAUUGAAUCAUUUGUUAUGGAAUCCGGUACCAACACGAUUUUCGUCUUAAAAACAUGACUUAUGGAAAAUACUUUCUAGUUGUUUUAUAAUCGAAUUGUUCCUAAGGUACAUGCUGAUUUUCAGUCGGACCUUAUGCAUGCAUUUUAAGCCAUGCCACGCGAAUCCCUCCUGUCCCUGCCUACAAUCCGCUUUUUUGUUCCAACGUUUUAAUAUCGGUACGCGAAAUCAAAUGCGAGUUUUAGAAUGUUGUUGUUUAUUAGUUGAGAAAUAAAUGGGGUGUAUACAAAUACUAAAUCGGCAAUGACAGUUAUCGUUAUUCCCGCGAUGAAGUCAUUUGUGUUCGUAAAACUGACCGGUCCUUCCCCCCGAACGGGUUAAAUAGAGCUGCAGAUUAGCGGAAAAUGAAAAACAAAUCCGGAAAACCGAAUCAACCUUCGAGGGACCGUUAAGUUUAAUGACCGUUUGAGAGACCAUUAUGCGGACGAUUCGUAAAAAGCCGCGAGCGGCGGAAUUCUCGAGGAAAAUAUUAUGAUAAACGUGUUAUCGCUUUCGGAGGCGCAUUAGACCGUUAUUGCGAUUGGACGAUGAAAUCGAAUCACGUCCAAUGCGCAAUGUCCCGAAUAAAACCCGCUAAAGGAGCGACGGGCUCGGGAUUAUAUACGAAAUAUUGCGAUCCGGGCCCCGCCCCCUAACGGACCCCGGCCGUGAUUAUUUCGUCGCCCAACGUCCGCGCGCACAACAAUGUACCGUCGCACGGCCGUUCCGAGUGACGGGCGCCAAAAGUGUCGCGCCCGCACAAAUGUGCGGCACCACCGGCGAACCCGUUCGAAUCCGAAUUAAACGCGCCGUAACGCGCCCCGCGCGUCAAUCGUUUCGCGUCGCGAUCGGCCCGCAGCCGGGGUCUCGGUCGUCUGCCGCCCCCUCGGCGCCGCCGGGGGACCGGCGGUUCCGCGAGGCUCGCGCCAUCCGCCAACCGCGCGCGCUCGUGCGCUGCCGGCGCACGUCGUACGCAAUGUUUUUACCGCAACAGUGCAAUAACGUUCUCGGUAUAAAAACGCGCGAUUUCGCGCGUCGCAGCCAGUCCAUUGCCAGCAGCGUACAAUAUUACAGCGUGCUAUGCACCGGCCCCCUUAUAAUAUCGUAUCCGUCCGUCUAUAUUUCUCUCCGCGUCUCUCUGUUGUCGGGCGACGCGAGGAAAUUGACAGACCCGCGCGCGAACGAUCAUAAUAACAGUAAUAAUAAUAUACGCGCGCGCGCGCCCGUUUAUGGCCACGAGCCAAUUCGGAAAGAGACGUCACCACUAUAGCCGCCGCUUUCUCCGCGUAGCCGCUCGUUAUUGUAUCGCGACCCGCACAAGUGGGUUUUUAUUUUGUUCGUCGUCGGGCCCCCCUUCCCCCCUCCCCCCCCGUACACGCGGCCCGUAAUGGUGUACGCGUGAAAAUAAAACUAGCGUUUUUCUAGUCUUCCCGCGAUACGAGUAUAAUAACAAUAACAAUACGAGCGUCUGCGCAGAGCGGGCAGGAUGAAAGCUGUUUUAUUCAAAUGUAACUGGCCGCGGUGGCGACGACGACGACGACGGGUUGAUGAAUAUUACACGGUGCCUUUUUUUCUUUCCGUCUCCGAUGAUUUACGAUAUUUUGACGAUUCUUCUGUUGUUGGUUUUUUGUCGUUCGGUUUUUUCGGUACCCGUGCCGCGUAAGGCGUACACAGGCAUACGUUAUACGGGUACAUGCCAUUGCUGGUUUUCAUUCGGCGUCACCGUGAAAACAAUGGCGGAAAUCGUUACAACGACUACGUCUACGGUGCGGGCCGUACGGGCCAAACACUUUCAUAUUAUUAUAAUAACGCAUGCAGACUCCGAUUGUUUUUGACGUUAAAAAGAAAGCACUUGACAUAAUAUCUCGUUUGUUUGUUUGGUUUUUUUUUUUUUUAGUGCUUUGCAUCAUCGGCAAAUAAUGUGAAUACUGCACGCGACAAUGCUUGGCGAAAAAAAAAAUUAAAACAAUUAUUAUUAUACAGUAUACUCGUUUGUAUUUGUUUGUACAAUAUUAUUUGCCCGCGUGUAUUGAACGAAAACAUAAUAAAUAAUAAUAAUAAUAAUAAAAAAAAAAAAAAAAAAAAAAAUGCACUUAACGAACGUAUAAAUUCUCGAAAAACGCAUAUUAUAUCCGACCUUGAAGAAACGGACAAACUACGUUAUUUUAGUUUGUAGGUACAUUUAUAUUUUUUCUGUCUGUAACCGCCGUACAGAGCGUCCCGUGUUUGUUAUUAUUAAACAGGUAGGUAGUUCGGUUUUUGCAUAUAAUUACCGACGAGCGUGUUAUUUUGUUGCGCAAUAUUUUGAUAUUUACCUACACCUAUUUCGAAUAACACCCGCUCUUACCGACUGUAUUAUUGCAGUAAAUACGUAAAACUCGUUUUUUCGGUUAAUAUAUUUUCGCGGCGUUUAAAAGGUUUUAGACAGGUUACGGCUUAUAACGUUGGAUUAUUAUAUUAAUACACCAAGCAGACAUAAUUUACAUUUUGGUCCGCAUGUUUAGUUGGGAAGUCACGUGGUUGUAAGUCGGGUACGUCUCGUGUAUAUAUCGUAUAGAAUGUACUGCAUUAAAAGCAAUGCGAUUGAAUUCGUAAAAUGAUUUCGAGUCGGAGAUAGUAAAAAAAAAAAAAAAACAGUUACCUGCUACUCACAAAUUGAAUUAAUAAAAUACAUAAACCUGACUGUGCGUACGAAGUACAAAUUCGAAAAUGAUGACCGCACUGACCAUUGUAUACAGUUAAAUUUAACCUAUAACAGACGUUACUAGACUUCCGCAGCGGCAGCUUAGCUAAUGACCGGCGCUACCUUAAUAAACCAAUAAACCGAAGAAAACCCGUUAAACACAAAACCGUAUUUUUAAAAGGGGAGGGAUAAGUCCUCUCAGUGAAAUUUUUAAAAAAAAGUCUUGAGUACUUCGUAAACGAAACUCCUAACAUAAUAUUUAUUUGAUAAUCUAUGAUUAUUACGCACUGUUUGUAAUGUGUACCUUAAACUUUUGUCGAUACUAUUUUACCCUAAAAUAUGUAUUAAUAUUAUAUUUGUAUAGUUUACUAUUAUCACAUUGUAUGCCAAACGAAUAAAUAAAUACAAAUAUUAUUAUUGAUAAAAUCAAUACAUUGGUAGGAGUGUUUUGCAUUUUCUAAUCUGUAUAGAGGGGCUGGAAGUAACUUUUGAACAAAAUUUAAUACCUCAAAAAGUGUCACCAGACAUAAAAUUAACAUCACAACUAAUAGAUCCUUCUCUUAGAAUAGAUCAUCGUCGUUUUCAUUGUUUAAUUUAAAAAAAAGGCUUUUAUACUGUGACAAGAUUUAGCAAUUUGAAUUAAUUUAACUUUUUGUGCGUCUAACACAUGUGUCUGCAUGUUUAAGAAUUUAGAGUUGUUGAUAAUAUAAUUUAACAAAACCAAUAAUUUUCCAAUACUAGAGGUGAACCUUACCGUCGUCCGUUUAUAAUAUAGGUCUUUUCGAAGUCUGAUGGGGUCGACACCACCACUCAACGCAAAGUCUAUGAAUCGUACACUACGAUAAUUAUUCGCCGUCAAUAGUUUUAAAAUUAAUUCAUAUAAACAGUAAAAUCCACAUAAAUAUUAUAUUGCGAUAACGAUAAUAAUUAUAAAUGGUCAGAGCCUAAUGUUUUUUGAACAUAUCUUUAUAAAAACACUUAAAAGACAUUAUUUUUUUAAAAUAAAAGUUGUAAUUUAUUUGUCUUACAACGCGAAUUUACCGGUGCCUUAAAAAAUUGCAGUGGCUGCUCAUAUACCACAGGUACCCAAGAUGGUAUAAAAUAAAAAUAAAACAAAUGUAAUAUAGUUUUUUUUUUUUUUUUUGAAAUCGAAUUUUGUCGAAAAUCCUAAAUUUCACUUCCUUUUAAAACAUGUGUAAUCAAACUUCACUUUGAAUCGUUUUUCAUUAAAAAAUUAACUUAUUAUCAUGAUUAAUUACUGUAGUAUUGGUACUGAAAAACAAUGCUAUUUCAUCUAAAUUAUUUUUUUAUUGAUUUUUAAUACGUGCAAUUUUGAUACAAUACAUAUACCUAUUUGCUUUUUUUAACAUCGACUUAUUACCUUGUAAUAACUUGUACUAAUGUCUACUAAUGACAUGUGUACUUAUGUCGUGUACCUAAUACUUAGCUACUUAUGAUUGUUUUUAGUUUUGAAAAAUCGAAAUAGAAAUCGGUUUCGAUACAAGAAGGUCACUGCCUAAAAUAGGAGGCAAUUCGAGUGAAUGAUAUUUUUGAAAUCGGGAGACGAUUCGAGUAACCUUUUUAAAAAAAAUUCACGGGAGGCAAUUCGUGUGCGCCCAUAGAUUAAAUAACUUUCCCACCUCUAUCCUACCUUUCCAACUACUCACCUACAACAGUGACCGCACCCGUCCUCAGUAUUAGGUCUUUUUAUUUUUAAAUUUAUCAUUUUUAUAGUAAUUUAAGUAAAAGCGGUCGCGUCGAAAACAAUUUUUUUUAAUAUUAUACUGUCAUGUUCAUUCCAGGUCGGCUCUUCAAUCCUUACACCGGGUUAGCGCUCAAGCUCGGGAACAUAACUUUUUCGAAGGUGGUUUAACCCACGAUUGGAUAACGCAUUAUGAAAAACAAAUCUCCUCCGACCAAUCGUGUUUGAACGAGUGGAACGCAAUGGAUUCAAUCGAGUCACGUCGUCCCCCGUCGCCCGAUUCGCUGAGGACAAAGUAAGUCGUACAAAUCUUAGGCGAAAUUGAUCUCGGUAGGUCUAAUAUACGCCGUAACUUUUGAAUAAUUCAGUUGAUUGGAUUUGCAUUCAAUGUCGAUAAAAUAGUUCGGGACGUGAAAUAAAAUAAUACUCGCGGAAACAAAUUUGUGUAGACACAACGUAACCAUUUCGUUAUACACCUUCUUAAUGAAUUAUAGUUUGCUGAGUGUCUCGAGUUUCAAUAUUUUAAAGGCAUUUUCAACAAAACAAAUAUUUUCUCUACACGAAUUUUUAAAGUUACUUACAUAUAUUUUGUUUUUAAUUCUAUUCAUUAUUUUUGUAGACCCAGUGAACGCGAAGAAACCGAACGCGUAAUACGCAGUGCCCUAAAAGAAAUCAUGAUGAGCGUGGACUUGGACGAAGUGACUUCUAAGUUCAUCAGGGGCCGGUUGGAGGAAACGUUAGACAUGGAUUUAGGUGAAUACAAACCGUUCAUCGACCAAGAGAUGCUCACCGUAUUGGGUCAAAUGGACGCAGCCACCCAAAUAUUCCCACAUGUUUACUUAGGUUCCGAAUGGAAUGCGUCGAACCUAGAGGAACUCAACCGAAACGGGUUAGUGUAAAUCAAUAUUUUAAAGCUAUUUUUGUGGGUUUAAAUUUGAUUUGAUUUUUUUUGCAGCGUACGACACAUAUUGAACGUGACCAGAGAAAUCGACAAUUUUUUCCCUGGCUCGUUCAACUAUCUCAACGUUAGGGUAUACGAUGACGAUAAGACUGAUCUACUAAAACACUGGGACAACACGUUUAAAUACAUUACAAAAGCCGAGUAUGCAUAAUACAAGAAAUCGUAAACCUGUUGAACUAAUCGAUUUUUUUCAAUUUUAAUUUCAGACAAGAAGGCUCUAAAGUUCUAGUGCAUUGCAAGAUGGGCGUUAGUCGAUCUGCUAGUGUUGUAAUAGCGUACGCCAUGAAAGCGUACAACUGGUCUUUCAAAAAAGCUUUUGAACACGUUCAGUCGAAACGCACUUGCAUUAAACCCAACAAGCAUUUCAUCCUACAACUAGAAACUUAUCAAGGUAUUUUAGCUGCUAUGAAAAAUCGCGAGAAAUUACAACGAUCCAAAUCCGAGACAAACCUAGUAGCCACGUCGGGUCUUAUCACUCCUCCGAAUUCACCAAAAAAACCUUUGGACACUCCAAGGUCGCAAAGCGAAGGCGAUAAAGACGCUACACCGUCAGACCGGUUGGAUAAAGAAAAUGAACCGAUUGUGUCCAGUACGCCGGAACGGCUAAUGCCGCCAAAGUUGGACAUUAGUGGAUAUGAUCUUAUGAAAUCUGGCGGCAGACCGAAAUCAUGGUCACCGGAAAAUAGUUUUGCUUCCGACAUUUUAACCAAUUCAAGUAAGCCAGUUAAUUAUUUAUCGUACUUGCAGAUAGUAUUUUUACUCUCCCAAUAAUUUAACAAUAUUAAAGAUUUUUAAUCUCCUAAAUUUCCAAACCAUCAUAAUUAUCUCGAAAAUUGUUUUUCAAAAAAAAAAAAAUAAUAAUAAUGAAACGUACAUUAUUGAACUGUCAUCCGAACUAAAUAAUUUGUUCGUUCGUAGUUACCUAAUUAGGUACAGUAGUUCUUACAAAUUAUCUGAAAUACAACAUAUUGAACAUAUUUGUAUUAUUUAUUAUAGUAUUUUAUUGUAUUCAUAGUAAUUUUGAUAAAAUGACAAACGUCUAUUCCACUGUUAUAAAACUAUAUAUUAGAUAGUCAUGCCUACAUUUCCCGGUGCAAUUUGAAAUAAAUUGUUUUAUUUUGUUUUUUUGUUUUUAAAAAUCUAUUAACAAUACAAUAACUAUUUAAGAAAUACUGAAUCUAUAAAACGAAUAAUUUGUUUAAUAGUCAACAAAACAGACUGUCAUUAGGAAUAUUUUAAUGUAUAGAACUACAUUAUCAUCCGUUUUAAAGUGCUUUUAACAAUAUUGGUCAAUGUUAAAAAAACAAAAUGAAGGUUAUUAAAUAUAAGUUAUUGUUAUUCAAAAUGUAGAAUAAUCAACUACGGGCAUAUAAAUUAUACAACUAUUUGUAUGCUAUUAUAUUUUCAGCUUUAUUGUCUCAAUCGUUGGAGAAAAUAAAUAUGGAAAAAGUCUCUGUCGAAGUCGAAGUAGAAGUUCCAAAUAUUCCGCCAGCCCCGCCACUGCCGCCCUUCGAAUUCCACAAGUACAAUGUUAGUGUGUUUAUGCCCUGUGGCAAUGGACUGCGGUCAUACAGUGUGUCGCAGAAUAAAAUCGUUCAGCUACAACCUACACCACCACCUCCGAGGUAAAGUGACUUGCUCAUCGUAAAUAUAAUAUGAGUAUAUUAUGACACACACAAUAUCACCAUCAUGUGUAUCAUACAGAGAAUGUAGUAAUCAUAUUUUUUAUCAUACUUAAAGGGAACGAAUCUUUAACAUCUCUCUCACUUUAUUCUACCACAAUUGGACAACACUUUUUAUGCCGCCCAUUACACUUAUCGAUCACCGAACUCGUAACCAAGGGGGUUCAUGGAGUCCCCUUUCCCGAAAUUUAAGCUUCCCAUCUAAAAAUCAAAUUAUCGAUACAAUAAUUGAUUAUCGGUGACGAAUUUUAUGUUUGGACCCCACUUUCUCCCCCACCCGAAAAAAAUCCUGGUUACAUACCUGUCCAUUUCCAUUUCCUCGUCUAUUUCACAAGUUAUCUCCCCUAUAAUAACCUCUUGUCACAUUUUUAUUUGGUUUACCACUUACCCGACUUCCACAUCCAUACUUAUUUCAUAUAAGCUUUAUACCUACAAUUUACCUUUUAUUCUUAUUAUGGAAUUUUUUCAUUACGCAACAUUCAAACAGUGACAACUUGGAAAGCCACUUCAUUUAGUCGCACAUAAUUGGUACAAAUACUUAAACUUAUUAACUCAAAUUAUAAUUAGCCUUCUGGCUAACAUUGGUAUGGCUAACUCUAACAAAUUCUGUAUAACAUAGGUUAUUAUUAUUUAUUGUUGCAGACCGUCGUCGGUUAAACUUCGAGUUAACGAAUUGGAGUCCAGCAGCAGUAGCACUAGUAGCAGCGGUACCGGUGGCAUUAAUGGGUGCACUUCUAGUCCGGAUCGCAAGUCUACGGUGGAUUCUAGCCGAAAUCUGGUGUUGAAUCUCACCACCCAGUUCGAAGGCGUAGUGGCUUCGUCAAGCGCUGCCAAUUCUCCUUCAGACGAUAUUCUAGUCAAACUUCCGCAGGCAGAAUCUCCUAAGUUCAGCCGGAUAGCGGUCAACAAGCCGCCGCCGAUGACGGUCGUCUGCACCACGACAAACGUCGUUUGUCCGAAACGAGACAUCAGUGACUUGUUCUCGUCUCGAUUGGACCGAGUAUUCGAACGUGAGGAGCGCAAACAGUCACGCGAACCACACGAUCCAGUCGCAGUGUGCAGCGAUGUAUCCCGGCAGAACUCAUGGAGUUCGUACGACAGCGCCGUCGUGCUCCGGGACGUAAUAUCCAGACACAGUUCUUGGGGCUCCUGUGACACGCGUACCUUACCAUCCAGGAACAGUUCGUGGGGGUCGUAUGAUGUCCAUGUACGACCAACCAUGCAAUAUGUCAGUGAAAGAGGCGAGAGACCUGCAGUUGUAACCGAGUCGUCAGCAGCGGUUGUAAAAAUAUCAGACGAAGCCACGGCGAGUUAUCAUCAUGCGAAAAAGUCAAAACAAAAGGAUGAUCACCAACAAAAGCUACUGUUGCCUCACUGUUAUUCGAGUUCACCGACCCUAGGGCAAGGCGCCUCGCUCAAGUUGGCCAGUCGGGCGACGGCGUCCCAGCCGAACAUAUCUGGUCUAGGCAAUAGUUGCAGCAGCAGCAAUAACAACAACUGUAAUAACACAAAACAGAGCAGUCUGGUCAAGAGCCUUAAAGAGGAGUUCGAAGCUAAAGCCAGUGAUACAAUUGAAAAACAGCAGUGGAAAACUGGUUCUGGUGGUAAUGUCGCCGAGGAUGAUAGCUCCAGUAGUAGUGAACACGUCAAAAGCCUGCCCACUUCACCCGUCAGUGAACAUCCCAAAGUGACGCAACGGCCCAGCCCUGCCGCGUCCAUGGAAGACUUAUCAGUGAGGAAGUUGGUCGGAAAGUACGAAAAUGGUAGGGCUCGAUCAAAGACAUUUGUUCAGGAUAGUGGUUGUCCCCGCAAACCGCAACAGCUGCAGUUACAGCAAUCACCAGUGCCUCCUAGUAGAUUAUCCAGUCUAGACGCCACCUUAAUUGGACCCCGAAAGUUCACUAAGUUUGAAUGUAACAAUCCGGUCGUUAAAACGGUUGUAUUACCCUUACAGCAGAGCGAUAUUCGCGCGUCUGUCAAUCGAGCAGCUAACAAUAAAUUGCAGCAGGGAAAAUCACAUCCGCUGACAAAAUUAUCGUUUAAACAGCUGAAGGUCAACAGUACUGUUUACAACAGUAUGUGAAAGUUAUAACAAUUUGUAUAAGUUUAAUAAGACCAAAAAAAAACAAAACAAAAAAAUUUUCGACUGUAGUACCUAUAAAUACAUUUUUAACUUUUCAUAAAUAUCUACGGUUUUUUUUUUUUACUUUAAAAUUUGUUCAUAAUUAUGUUAUGUUCAGUUUUAUUUGACAAUUUAUCUGUAACAUUUUUUUUUUUUUUUGUUUCUUAAAUGUUUUUAAUAAUUUUUUAUUAUUUUUGCUGUUGACAGUGUUAUCCAAUCUUCCGACCUGUUUUGAUUUCUAGUCCAACGCGCAAAAUUAUUAUUAUCUUAUCAACUGAUUACAUAAUUAUUAUUAUAUUAAGUACCACUAUUCGUAAUAGUCUUUUACGCUUCAAUAGAGCACACGGUUCAUAAAUAAUUAAAAUUUAUAUAUUUUAUAUGAAAUUAUUUACUUCAGCACAGUUAUAUAAAAAAAAAAAAAAAACUAAUAAUAAUAAUUUAAAAUUUAUUUUAUGUAAAGUAAAACGCUCUCUCUUUUACUCUCUCUCCUUUAACAAUAAUGUACACUAUAUGCGCGUAAACUUUUCAGCAAAAAACAAAAAAAAAAAAAACAAAAAAUUACAAUAUUGUUUUACAAAGUUGUAGAUCUCAUUUUUUUUCCCUUUAAUUAUCGAUAACGCAAGUGGAAAAAUCGUUAUUCACUCCCUCAUUGUGUGUUCCGGCGCAACCAUAAUAACAAUGUUGACGAUCUGUUAAUCGUUGUAAACGCCACUUCCUCCUAUAUUUAAAUGUACAUAAUUUUUUAAGCUUAUUGUGUGUUAAAUAAACCAUUUUAAAAAGUGUGUAUAAA